AUGUUUUUGUGGCUUAAACUCUUGGCGUUUGGCUUGGCCCUCGUUGUGGAUGGACAGGACUCAGGUAGGUGGCAGCUACUGGUUUGUUCACUUUGCUUAUCAUGGAAACUUAUUUAAAAGAACUAUCCUAAACCCAUUUUGACAAGAUCUAAGGGUUGGGUCUAACGUCUUAGGUCUGUGUAUCUCAUAUGUCUGAGCGCCUACGAUGAUUGAGGUGUGUCAGAAUCUUAAGAAUAUCAGUUACAGCAAACUAAUUUAUCUGAAUGGUGACGUAGUCAUCAUUACCACUGGGUAGGAAGAAGUUUCUGGCCCACACUCAGUUGAGAUGGAGUAAUUGAGACAAGACCUUCAGGUCUGUCCAGCACUUAUUGACAGCUCCUGUAGUACGGCUACAGAAUCCUCUGCAGUUACUUGGGUUAACAAUUCAACACAGAAAUAGUUUGUUAGGAGUUAGCUAUUUGAAAAUGGCUGCUUUAAGAUAACCUGCGCAACGGUAAUCUCAAACACGCUGUUUGGUUUUUCAUUGCCAGAUUCCCUUCCAUCCUGAAUCUUGGGUUGUCUAGCAAGUAGUAAUACCAAGUGUCCCUCUUCAUUUGGAGUUUGGGUUGUCUGCGUUGUGAAAAUAUUCACAAUGAAUCAAGGCAACGCUCCUUUUGAACAUGGCGAACAAGGAUUCCCCAUGAUGCAAAUUCUGAAAUGCUUCACAUUUCAGAAAUCCCACUGAGUUCAAUGAGAUUUGCACCCAGGUGCCGCCUCAAUAUAUAGUUUUUUAUCUAAAAAAAAAUAAAUAGAUGCGUUUAGCACUCUAGUCUGAAAAUGUUUAGAACUGGGACAACUUUAUAAAGAAUGCCUAGGAUUGCAGCACUAAGUCACUUCUUUCAAAUAAUACAUACCACUCAACAGGAUUGCAUUUUAACGUUACAUAAGGAAACACUUUCUUUUCAUUUUCUCAGACUUUCUAAAGCAAUGACAUUACAGCUGGGUUUGUCUCUCCUCCCCUUUAAAAUGGACUUCUCCAUUAACUUCUGAGCCACUCCCUGAUCUCAGAUCCUGUAUUCAGUUCCUCAAAUUUCAAGCUCUACUGCAUCGAAGUUUCUUUUUUAAUGUGUUCAACUGAUACUAUCAGAUUGUAGGUGUGCGAUAUUGGAUAUAAUUACAGAUUCCCAGAGCCAGUGGUCCAGUUAGGUAAUUUCAGUCCCUGGAUUUAAUUGUUUUAAUGUCCCCCCUUUUUAGAUGACAGUGUGCUUCAGAUGGUGGUAAUGCAAUCAUUAAUGUAAUGUGUGUGCCGGUUGGGGCGGGAGGAUGACUCCUGCUUAUUCUGCUGAGUGGAGCCCUGGACUUAGGACCAUAGGAAGCUGCCUUAUCCCAAGCCAAAACACUCAUCCAUCUAGCUCAGUACAGUGGUACCUCGGGUUACAGGCGCUUCAGGUUACAGACACUUCAGGUUACAGAUUCCGCUAACCCAGAAAUAGUACCUUGGGUUAAGAACUUUGCUUCAGGGUGAGAACAGAAAUUGUGCAGCGGCCGUGCAGCAGCAGCAGCAGCGGGAAGCCCCAUUAGCUAAAGUGGUGCUUCAGGUUAAGAACAGUUUCAGGUUAAGAACGGACCUCCAGAACAAAUUAACUUCUUAUUCCGAGGUACCACUGUACGGUGAACACUGACUGACCGCAGUUCUCCAUCCAGUGUUUCAGGAAAGCAUCUUCCACAGCCCUACCUAGAAAUGCUGUGGAUCGAACGAUGUGCUUUCCCCCCCACUAAGCUAUGACUACCUCUGUCCUAACAGUACUGCUGCCCAGAGCUCAAGGAACCUCAUUCAAUCAUCAGCUUCGUAGUCAUUGACAUGUCUUGCACCCUCUUUCUCCAUUUAUGACCUUUCGCCUUGUGCCUUUCCAAAACAGAACCCCCACUCCCUUUAUAUUCCCUGUGCUGCAUAUUUCCCCUCUUUCGGGCUCCUCCAUGCACCCUACCUCUCUCGACAUUACUUGCUACCUAGUCCCUUUCCACUGCACCAAAUUAUUUGUAAAUGGAGAUCUGGAACCUGGGGCACUGCUUCUUUGCUGCAAAGCUGUUGGGGGUGGGCAUGAUUUGCAAGGUUCAAGUAACAGUCUCUUUUGCCCACUUUAUUAAUGGAUGGUUAAGGUCUUCCAUGCAAAAAUACCUCAGGGUGAUUCAGAAGAAGUAAAUAAACAUGCACUGGGGAACUUUCGCUGCGGAGAUGCCUACCUGAUGGAUGGGCUUGCAAGAGGAAAGCAAUGGGGGGGAGGGAGUACGUAUUAAGUGUCUCCCCUGGAAACGGUGCUCUGCUUUGCAGCAGAAAAAUGGUAGCCCAGGUUUCCAGACCUGGGUUGCUGCUGAGUGCAUAGUUUAGUCUUGACAACGGGGCCUUGCAAUAGUUGGGGACGUCGAAACUAUUCUUCGCUUUCAGAAAUCCCAGUGGAGUUGUGAUUCUUUGGGGAUGCUUCAGCCUCCAUAGUUGGUGAGCCAAUGGCCAGUAAGGGAGACAAAAUUGCUUUCUUUUCCACUCAUGGUUGUCCAGAUGUUGCUGGACUACAAUUUCCACCAUCCCUGCAUCACUGACCAUGUUGGCUGGGACAUCAUCAUCAUUUGUUAUUUAUACCCCACCCAUCUGGCUGGGUUUCCCCAGUUACUCUGGGCGGCUCCCAACAGAUUAAAAACAGAUAAAACAUCAAACAUUAAAACUUCCCUAAACAGGGCUGCCUUCAGAUGUCUUCUAAAAGUCAGAUAUUUGUUUAUUCCCUUGACAUCUGAUGGGAGGGCAUUCCACAGGGUGGGUGCCACCACCGAGAAGGCCCUCUGCUUGGUUCCCUGUAACCUCACUUAUCGCAGUGAGGGAACCACCAGAAGGCCCUCGGCGCUGGACCUCAGAGUCUCUCAACAUCUAGAAGGCCACCUGCCCCCCCCCACUAACCUGAAGGGACUGUGAUAUUUCUGCUGGGGCAAAAGAUAUCGAUAUUUAGGAAAUACCUGCACAGCUUACCACAAAAUAUAUGACAGGGAAGUAGUAGAGAUGUAUUAAUAUUAUUAUUAUUUAUUAAAUUUGUAUACCGCCCUUCAUCCGAAGACCUCAGGACAGUGCGCAGCAUAAAAAUGCAAAACGAACUACAUAAUAAAAACGAGCAAAAACAAAGCAAACCAAUAGCACCCCCCCAAACACAAUUAAAAAGACGUAGAAUAUUAAUCAGCCCAAGGCCUGGUUGAAGAGGAGCAUUUUUGCCUGGUGCCUAAAGUUGUAUAAUGAAGGUGCCAGCUGAACUUCCCUGGGGAAAGCAUUCUGCAAAUGGGGAGCCACUGCAGAAAAGGCCCGUUCUCAUGUUGCCACCCUCUGGACCUCUCUCUGAGGCGGCACAUGAAGAAGAGCCUCAGAUGAUGAUCACAGGGUCUGGUUUGCUUCAUAUGGGAAGAGGCAAUCCUUGAGGUAUCGUGGUCCUGAGCCACCUAAGGCAUUAUAGGUCAAAACCAGCAGUUUGAAUUGGGCCCAGAAACUAAUUCUAUAACAUCUAAGUCUGAGAUUACAAUGGUGGAAAUUAGUACACAUGGGCCUGAUUCUGCAUUUUGCUAAUAUAAUGAAACUCAAGAAGGCAACUUGUAGGGAAGUGACAGUGAGUGGGCACAGAAUGCAAAUAAUCUGCUGGUUUUCCUGAAUCUGGUUUCCCCCACCCACGCACCCACGCACCCCAGUGUGGUUCACUUCAAGUUCUGAAGCUUAGCUGUGGGGGGAAAGGCAGUUUGCAAGGGAGAGGAAGGGUUAAGCAUGGCAUUUCUGCUUAUUGAUUCUCCCCGGUAAGUAAGUCCGUGUCUACCCUCUGCCCCCAAAGUUAACAUUAUGGGGGAAAGACUUUGCCCAGUUCUGUCCAGCAGCUACUGCCAAACGCAGUAGAAUUUAGUGGUUUUUUUGCUUCAUAUGCAUAUUAAAAACAUACAGACACUAAAGAGGUUCUGCCAUUCGUGCUCAUCACUAUACAGAGCAACAGCUUUCCCUUUAUCAACAAAGAAAGAAUGCUUUAUCUUUCCGAAGCUUUCACUCGCAGUAUGUUUUAGAUUUUCCGGGUUUUAAAAUGUUGCGUCUCCGUCAAAUCUUACAGCGGUCUCUGAACCAGCAUCCAUUUAAAACAAAGGUUCUCAUUUUUAUUUUAUUUUUUAAAUCCCCAAUAGUGUAAAGACCAAAUGUGUGGGGGGGAAUGGUUUGUCACCGUUUUCAUACUCGGUAUUUAUUCUUCUGAGCAUUUAUGCAAAAUGGAAGUUCAGACUUAGGAUGCCCAUUCUCAGUUAGGGAGCUCACUUCGAUUUAUGCGCAUACAUUUCCUCCCUUUUUAAAAAAUUAAAAGAGCAAUAAAUAGAGGCAAAUGGUAGGUAACUCUUGCAUAUGAUAAAAAAACACACCAAGCUGCUAAAGAACAGGAUUCUUUUCUUGUGAAUUUUUUUGUGGCUGUUCUUCAUUUUUAUAACUGACUUCCUACAGUUGCCUGCUGUUCUCCUUUCUUUAGAAAGAGUAGGCUAGGUUCUGUCUCGGCAACUCACCUCUUUUGUUACUCUAUGCAAUGUCUAACAGAGAAGGCAUAGAAGGGGGCUGGAAGGGAGAGUGUGCGACAAUAGUUUUCUUCAAAAGACAGAUUUUCAUCUCCUUUGCCUGCAUGAGGUAGAUGCCUGGGGCAUGUGCUAUCCUAACUAAUUGUUGCUAUAGAAAUCCUAAGAGUUACCAAGAUUUAGGAAAUGUUGCGGCGCUGAAAAAGCAUUACAUUAUUUCACAACUGUGAAGCAGAUAAGAAGGUAACUUUCCCCCUUUGUUACCAGUCCUUUUUUGAAGGGGAUAUUUUUACCUAGUGUGCUUGUUCUUAAGCAGGUCAACCUGCCUUUUUUUCAGGGACUGUGUGUGUGUUUUAUUCUCUAAAAAUAAUGCCCUUCGUACCUCUUCCCAGGCAGUCAGACAGCUUCAUGUAAAAGAGGCUUGUGUGUGAAAUUAUUGGCACAGCAGAACCCUAUGUGUGUUUACUCAGAAGUAAACACCACAGCGCUCAUAAGGGCUUAUCCCCAGCCCAGUGUGCAUAGGAUUGCAGAUGGACAGUUCAAUCCUAACCAGGUCUACUCAGAGGAUUGCCCUACUGAAUUCUGUAGAAGCUCAUCCAGAGAAGAGGGGUUAGGACUGCAGGCUAAAUUACUCAGCUAAAUCAUAUAUUAGUGUUGAGCUCAACCCAUCCCCUACUCUGCCCUGAGAAAAAUUCUGAGAUUUAUCUCCCUCCCCCCACUUCCCCAACUAGAAAAAAGAAGUCCGUUUUGCAGUAUUUUCUUUAGGUAUUCUCUUUUUAAACUCAAUUUUAUUAAAGGUUUCCAACAUAUAAUACAAUAAAAACCCAAACAAAGCUAAUAUCUAAAAAGAGGAAAAUAAUAAAACGAAGAGAGAGUGGGGCAGGGAAAGAAAAAAAAGAAACACACCUACACAAACACACAAUUUUGUAUUCUAUCAACCUCCUAUCUUAAUCUUCAAUUCACGGAGAUCCCCACCUUCCCAGCUCCCACCUGGGACAGCUUCCAUCUUUCUCAGCCUUAUAUCCUGGGAAAUACCACUCUAUUUUGUCUCUCACACAGAUCUCUUCUAUCAGUCUUCUCUCUGUACCUUCAUAUCAUGCCAUUCAUAUCAUACGUACAAGUAAUAUUAUUGAACAUUAAUUAAAAAUAUCAAAAACUAAAUAAGAAGAAAAAGCAGAAAAGUAGAAAUAGAAGAAAAAGAGAUACUUCUACGCUUCCAUCUGCCAAUUUUCUCGAGGUAUUCUCCACCAUUUGUUUUGUGGCAGCUGCCAUUUCCCAGCUCACCACCCCUCACCAAGCCUCAGAGCGACGUGAGAUCAGGGGCCUUGGGAAAAAUGCACAGUGGUAGACUAGGCCGCCCAAAAUGGCGCCGCUGUUGCCAAUUGAAGCAGCAGCAAAGGAAGAAGAAAGGUGGGGGGAAUAAGCUGUUGGAGAAUUCCUCCUCUCCUUGGAGAGCUUUGGUGAAAGGGUGCUGCCAACAACUCUGCCAACAAAUUAGGGUGGAGUAUAUCAAGAGGACAUUUGCAAACACGUGGGUGACGCUGUGGGUUAAACCACAGAGCCUAGGACUUGCCGAUCAGAAGGUCGGUGGUUCGAAUCCCCGGGGUAAGCUCCCGUUGCUCGGUCCCUGCUUCUGUUCACCUAGCAGUUUGAAAGCACGUCAAAGUGCAAGUAGAUAAAUAGGUACCGCUCCGGCGGGAAGGUAAACGGCGUUUCCGUGCGCUGCUCUGGUUCGCCAGAAGCGGCUUAGUCAUGCUGGCCACAUGACCCGGAAGCUGUACACCGGCUCCCUCGGCCAAUAAAGCGAGAUGAGCACCACAACCCCAAAGUCGGUCAUGACUGGACCUAAUGGUCAGGGGUCCCUUUACCUUUACCACCAUGUAUAUCAUACUCUCCAGCAUUUCACCGAUGAACACAGGGACCUCCUAUUCCAUAAUAAUAACAAUUUUGUUGCUUAUACCUCACCCAUCUGACUGGGUUGCCCCAGGCACUGUGGGCAGCUUCCAACAUAUAUAAAAACAUAAUAAAACCUUAAACCUUAAAAAAGGCCCAAUACAGGGCUGCCUUCAGAUGUCUUCUAAAGGUUGUAUAGUUACUUAUCUCCUUGGCUCGGGGGAUCGCAUGACUCCAUCCCCUCUAACAUUUCUCCGAUGGAAAUAGAGACACCCUAAGGGAUCAAAGGACAUUCUGGGAUCAAAUGAGAAACUGGGAUGGCUCCUAAAAAUCUAGGACUGUUCCUGGAAAAUAGGGACACGUGGAGGGGCUGGUAUACAUACAGCUAUAUCAGCCAGCACCUCACUUCAAACACUUUGAUAUGCUUCAGGUUUAGCACAAUAGGACUGGCACAUGAUCAGUGUGUAUCUGUGUAUGUGCGCGAGUGAGGCCUACAGAGGUAUCUCACUUCCUCCAUUAACUCUCUUUCCUCCAUCUACACAGCACACAACGCUCUGUGUGCUUAGGGUGGCAGAGGUGAUGCAGGGGAAGGGAAGGGAGAUAAAGAAGUAUUGUGCCCUUCACUGAGUCAUUUCACCUUGUCCAAUUGCAUUUCUCUCUCUCCACGCUGUGUUCCAAACCCAACAAAUAUGGCAGAAGUGGAGAAGGCAAACACAGCUACCUCACUUUCUCUUCCUGACAAAGCCACAAGGAAAAUAUACAAAGGUGCUGUGGAAAAUUGGUUUUAUUUUUAGAAAAGGGCUUGACACAACUGUUUCCAAAGAUGGAAAGUAACACCAAAAGCAUGCCUACCUUCGCAAACACUUUGGUGAUCCCUUAAGGAAUCUCCCUGAUGUAGGCUGCAAUCCUAAGUAGGAACCAAGUGUGAAUUCGUGGCAUUCUCUUGUUUCUGUACUCUCCUCCUUCCUUUGCUCUCUCUCUCUCUCUCUCUCUCGAUUUUGAUGUGCUCCAGGCAGUUGGGAGGGGAGAAUGAAGGCUUCCUGGCCACUGUGUGGUCGAGCAUUGUAACCCUCUCCCAAAAGUGGCAAGGUGGACCCAGCAUGUUCGCAGCUCUAGAAGCUGCAUCCAGAAGGUGAGGUUUGAGAAGAUGUGCCUUGAAUAGAUGAAAGAGUUAGGACUAUGGAGGUGUGUGUGUGUGUGUGUGUGUGGCGGGAAGAGCUGUGAGGGGGAAAUGAACAGAAAGUUUGGGGAAGAGAGGCAGGCAUCGAGCUACAAUGCUAGAUCAUUCACCAUCCCCCAUGCCCAUCCACCGGUUUUAGUAGCCGCUUAACUAUGCACAAUUAGUGAUGAGCAAAUCCAUACUUCGUCAUCCUGUGUGUAGUCUGGAUUCCUUCCCGAACCUCCCAAUUUGUCCAAUCCCAUAUAUGAAAGUAAAAUUGUUCAUGUCCCUUCCCUGCCCCACCCUGCCCCCGGAACGUAUACAUUGUUUCUGCGCUGUUCAUUUCUUUAACAUUUAGACACCUUCAUUAUAUAAUAAAGGAUGUUCCGCAUCCUGUUUACUUAGUUAAGUAGAUAACCUUUCGUUGAACAGAUCACCAAUUUGUUUUGUUCAGUAGAUGUCUUGUCGCAUUGCCUUUGGUUGUGGGAAUGUGGCUUUUGCAUAACUGAAGGGUUGGUCAUGUACAGUGGUACCUCACGUUACAUACGCUUCAGGUUACAGACUCCACUAACCCAGAAAUAGUGCUUCAGGUUAAGAACUUUGCUUCAGGAUGAGAACAGAAAUCGUGCUCCGGCGGUGCGGCAGCGGCAGGAGGCCCCAUUAGCUAAAGUGGUGCUUCAGGUUAAGAACAGUUUCAGGUUAAGAACGGACCUCCAGAACGAAUUAAGUACUUAACCCGAGGUACCACUGUACAAGUGAUUUGCAGACAUAAUGGUCAGAGAUAAUGUCAUUUGGGAGCAGUAUUGUCAGCAUAUUACACAAAGAGGCUUAUUCUGCUGAGACCCGUUAACCCCUUAAAAAAAGAAGGAAAAUGCUACACAGUUGCAGAAUCUUGUGGGUGCUGCACAGAUAGAGUGUUGUUAUGGUUGAGGUGCCCCAGUGAGGCUGUGCCUGUUCUUCACACUGUGGAGUCCAAGAUGUAGCACUGACCACCAACUUUAGCUUUAAACAAGGACAAAUUCAUGGACGAUAAGGCUUUCAAUGGCCACUGGUCAUGAUAACUACAUUCUUCUUCCACUGUCCAAAGCAGCAGGCCUCUGUCUAAGACUCUGCUGCCAAGAAUCAGGAGUAGGGAAAGAGGUUCUGCACGGAGGUCCUGCUUACUGGCUUCUCGGAAGUGUCUUCUUGGCAUUGUGGGAACCGGAUGCUAGGCCAGAUCUGUCCUUGGCUUGAUCCAGCAGGGCUUUUUGUAUGUUCUGCUAAGACUCGUGAACCCCUCUCUCUUUCUUUUUUAAUGCAUCAACCAAUCCCAUCCACCUCUCCGAAUUUAUAGCUGUUAAGAUUAAAGUCCCCAGAAGGGGAGGAAUUUACACCAUGGUCAGACCAGUUUCUUUCAUUAUGUAAAUAAUGUGCCACAUUCCCUUAUGUGGGGAGAAAAAAGUUUCCUUUUUUCGUGGAGCCAAGCACCACUCACUAAUUCACCAAGAAGAUUGAAGAAAAAUACAGUAUAAGCUGGUGGAGGUCAUUCUGGGCUGGACUUCGGGGUACUAGAACACCCCAAAUCCAUGCGUAAAUGUGGAUAAUAUCUCCAGAAUCCUUGAAUGAAAGUAAAACAAAUUCUACAUCUCCCUGGGCCUCAUCAAAGAUAUUUCAGGUCGUGCCAGAGAUUUAUUGUCAAUCCACAAUUCUUUUUGCAAAUUAAAGUGAAUCAAAUGCAAUCAAGAUUAGUUGCUCACUCUCUGAACUUAUUCUGCCCUGUGUUCUUUCCUUCUAUUUUGCUUUCUUGGGUGGGUUAAACAGGGCGGGUGAAAACAUUUAUAAUAAUUACUACUAUAAAUGAAUUACUGUUUUAAAAGUGGUGAUUUGAAACAAUGUCAGAGGCUGGAGCAGAGAAUGAGCAGGGGCUCACAUGGGAAGAAGCGACAAUUGCCAAAUACAGUGAGAGGGGAACUGGGGAAAGCCUGCAUACUUGAGAACUAUUGAAGCAGCCAUAGAGCUCUAUGCACUGUGUAGAUGGAGGAAAGGGAGUUAAUUGAGGAGGUGAGAUACCUCAGGUACACACACUCGCACUCACACACAUACACCAGAUACACACUGAUCGUUUGCCAGUCCCAUUGUACCCAUAUCUGCUUUUCUCCUUGUUAAAACUGGUUUGUGUUUUGUUUUUUUAAAAAACAAUUCCUCGCUGUCUCUCCACCCCUGCUUAUCUCAAACCUUUAAGGUGUUUAAAGCCACAAUUUUUGUCUCCGUAUUACUCUCUUCUCACUUUAUUCACACUUCUGUUCUUGUUUGAGUACAGCAAGAAAGGGGGCACACUGAAAUGACUGUUUUAAACUUUUCCCUUUCGUUCUUCAGCUGCCUCAUGUGUGAGAGAUAAGAGCCCUCAAAUAGUCCAUAGUGCCUUCCCAGAAUGUAUUUAAUUCCUGUUACCAUGUUUUGUCUUCAACCUGAAUUUCUAGAUUCAGUGUAGUAAUUUAGAAGAGAUGUUUUGUUAACAACCAAGCACACAUACGUGCACCAUGUCCAUUAAUUGAACUCCACCUUCUCUAACUGAACAAGCCAACUGCCAUGCUUUCUCUCAAGAGUCUAUUCAUCUUAAAUGAUGUUGCAUACAUCAGCAUGGGUUGUGUGUGUGUGUGUGUGUGUGUCUGUCUGUCGUGUGUGUGUGUGCAAAGGGGGCUGAAGAAUAGGAGAGCUGAAAAGGCAUGGAAACCAGGUGGUCUGUGCACAAGGGACAGCUGAAAGCAGGCUGAGGGGGAGGGAAGGAGCGAAGGUGAAAAUGUGAGUGCAAAGGGGGUUGUGGAAGAGGGAGCAGGAGGCACUGGGAUGGGUGUUGAAGAGGGAAACCAGGGGCACGAAAGGAUCUGAAGAACAGGAGGGGAUGGUGGCUUGACAACUGGACAGAAGGUGAAAUGGUUGCUUAGCAGUUGCAAUCUGUGAGAGGAGGAACAUGUAGGUUUCCAUGAGGGUGGUUUGUGUGGAAGGUGAGUCGAAGGCAUGGGCACGGGCUUGAAAGCGAAAACAUGGCAGGAUAAUAACAAAGAAGAUUUAAAGAAGGGACUAGUGGACACUCAAAGCAGUAGAAAUAUGAGAUGAUUGGACCCCACUGAACCUGAAGCAUGGAAACCCCCAACAAAAAUUUUAUAAUUUGGCAAAAAUUUUGGCCUUUAUGAUAUAUAUUUGUAUAAUUUGGAAUAUUUAAUGUGAUUUGAUUGGAUUGUUAAAAUGGAAAACUUAAUAAAAUUUAUUAUUAAAAAAAGGGGGGAAAGAAAGCGAAAACAUGGCUGUAGAAUAAACGAGAGAAGAGGCUUCGGAAAUGGGGUUGGGUAGGUGAAAAGCGAGCUUAGUUGUCACACAGGGUGGGAAGGGGAAACACUUGAGGGUAAAUAGGGGGAAGGUGGAGGGGGCUGGCAAGGGGGGUGAGUAGAGCAUGGCCUCAAAUAAGAAUAUGGUAUGAGUCUGCUGGGUCGGUCCAAGAACCCAUCUAGUCUGAAAGCCAAUUCUCACAAUGGCCACUCAGAUGCCAACGGAAAGCCGAAAAGCAGGAUCUGAACUUUUGAACGUUUACAGUAAAAGAAUGAAGAGUCCUUUGAGCCACCUUGGUAAGGGGGAUGCAAGAGCAGUGAGUGUGAAGAAACGGAAGUCGAGCAUAAUUUCCUUCCCCUUUGCUGUGUUUCAUGGCUUGCAUACUUGAGAACUAUUGAAGCAGCUAUAGAGCCUGCUGCAAUAAUAUUUAUAUAUCAUACCUAGUUUCUGUAAAGUGUGUGUGUGUGAGAGAGAGAGAGAACAAGAGAGAAUAAGGGGAAAAGGGAACCAGAGAACAAGAGCUAUGUCAGGGAGAAGAUGAGGCCAUUUGUCCCACAGGAAAUAGUGGGAGAGAAACUUCAUUGUUCAGGAUGCUGAGUAAAACAGACAUCAGGCAUAAUCUGAGGGCCACAAAUACAGCAAAACAGGACCUCAUGAUCAGAGGGCCACAAAUAUAGCCACUAAUAGUGACCGGGAAUGUAGUUCUGACAAAUAUUUCUAGCAGAUUCCACCAAAAUAAUGUAUUUUUCAAAAGCAGAAGGAAGAAAGUGAUCUUUCAAAAUGGUGUCGGGGUAUGUAUUGUAAUGCAAUUCAGCAUCAGGCACUAGAGGGGAGUAAAGGUAAAGGUAAAGGGACCCCUGACCAUUAGGUCCAGUCGUGGCCGACUCUGGGGUUGCGGCGCUCAUCUCGCUUUAUUGGCCGAGGGAGCCGGUGUACAGCUUCCGGGUAAUGUGACCAACAUGACUAAGCCACUUGAGGCAAACCAAAGCAGCGCGCGGAAAUGCCGUUUACCUUCCCGCCGGAGCGGUACCUAUUUAUCUACUUGCACUUUGUCGUGCUUUUGAACUGCUAGGUUGGCAGGAGCUGGGACCGAGCAACGGGAGCUCACACCGUCGCGGGGAUUUGAACAGCCAACCUUCUGAUCAACAAUUCCUAGGCUCUGUGGUUUAACCCACAGUGCCACCUGCGUCCCUGUCAGGGUGUAUAUUGUAAUGUAAUUCAGCAUCAGGCACUAGAGGGGAGCAGUUGUAACUAACACACUGCUGCCACCUCUGCUCUUGGUAUCUCACCUCCUGAUCCAUAGGUGCAUUACUGAGAUACCCAACACUUUGCCUCUGUGGAGCAUGAAGAGAGAAAGCUGAAAGCGGGAGCAUUGGAUUGGCUCAGCUGACAUGCACUGCACUGGGCAAAGCUCCUCAUAGAAUAACAGAAUUGUAGAGCUGGAAGAGACCCUGAGGCUCAUCUAGUCCAAUGCAGGAAUCUCAACAAAAGCAUCCAUGACAGGUGGCCAUCCCGCCUCUGCCUAAAAACCUCCAAUGAAGGAGAGUCCAUCACCUUCCUUGCCCCUCCCCAUGCCCUCUUGGUAAGCUCCAGCAACUCAGUGUCUUGGAAAGCAAUUGGGCUGCAUCCAUGCCACUUCAUUGGCUGCUGUUGGCUGAGCCUGACUAACCCCUAGAGUCAAUGGCUGGUUUUCAGUUCCUCUAGAAUUUGUGGGGCCCUGCAUGAUACCUGCUCUAGUCUAGUGAUGUUAAAAGGUUUCCUUGGUGGUCUGGCUCCUUCCCUGGUGGCCCCCUCCUUUAACUUGGUUGUGGUGCACAGGCUGAAAUGUCUGUUGCCAUGCUGUGAGUUUAAGUCCCAAAAUCCACGUUUAGAAAAAUAAGUGUUGGGUCAGAUGGUCAAAUCUUUCUGGAAACAGUGAUUUAUGAUCAAAAAGCUCUUCCCUAUGAGAUACAGAGAUUUGCUGUAUUGUUCUAGUUCCCUGGCACUGAAAGCAGGUCCUGGAGUGGGGACUUAGGAAGUCCUGCUUGACACCAAAUACAAUUUGUCUCAAAUUAUUAUCUUAUGGCGAUGCUUACACCAAUCCUUAUACCACUAUUCUCUAGUCCUACAUUGUAUAGCAGUGGCUGAGGAUGUAACAUAGGACUUUGAAACCUAACGGCUUGCUUUGAACCCAAUGGCUGAGAUGAAAUUGGAACCAAUACCCUUCCAUCUUAUGGUUAACAUGCGCGUGCAUACACACACACACUUGAACAGAAUAUAUACAAGUAGUAGACACUGCUUAAGUUUUGCACUUCCAACACCCAUUUUUUAUUACAGCAGAAUCCUCCACAUGCCUACUCAACCAGUGAGUCCCAUUCAGUUCAAUGGGGUUUACUCCCAUGUACAUGGGCACAGGAUUACAGACUUAACCACCUGAUGACAUCACAAGGAGUAAACCAAAUGCCAUUCUUAUCUCCACCAUUGUCAGGGUUUAUGAUGGUAAGAGCUGCAUUUACUGCAUUUGCCUCUGGUGUGCAGCAGAAUUAUUUGACUUUCAGCCAUUUUGCUUCCCUUAAAUAAGGGGAAUAGCAUAUAGCUGGAACUUUGUCUUCUUUUUUAAUAUACAAAUUUCAAUGCCAAAGUCACACGUCUUUGUGCAGUGGUGCAAAACUCAGGAAUAGCAAAAUAUGGAAUUGCUAGAAGGUGUGUGUAUAUGUGUAUAUAUCUAUAUAGAUACAGAUAUUAAAUGAUGGGAAAGCCGCCCUUUCUGACUUUAGGAAUUUUAUAUUUGCAACUAGUGCUUUUUUUCUUUAAAAAUGUUUAGGGGUACUCUCAUUUGACUCAAGAGGAGGGGAGGGUUAGGUUGAAUUUGGGAAAUAAAAUAAUAUAUGGGACAGCAAAGGAUAUAAUAGAUUCUUAUUGAAUAGUAAUUUAUUGUAACCUGAAUAGAAGUUCAAAAGGGAAAGUGAAUGUAUUUUUAGUAUUUUCAUUAUUGUAAUAGUUAUUAUUAUUUCUUAUUGGUAGAAGGCAAUGUUAAUUUAGGCUUCUUUGUUUUGCUGUCUGUAUAAUUUUCUUAAGUCAAUAAAAAACCCCACCAUUUUAUAUUUCAAAUUGGGAAAAAUAAAUACAGUAAAUGAACAAAAGUACAAAGAUUAACAAAAUGUUUAGGGGUAUGCGUACCCCUGCGUCCCCCCAGGAAAAAACCAACACUGUUUGCAAAUGUGGAGGAGGGCAGUGUGGCGUUCGGGAGAUGCAGACAGAUUUCCUGUGUCUCUCGCAGAUUUCCAUAUCAUUUUAAAAAAUCAUCCUGUUUAUUAACUUUAAAGGGGUUUUCUGAGUCCAAGAGAAAAGGCUGUCAUAAGAUACAAAUGGGAAAGCACAGCUGGAUAAUAAAUUUCUAGCGAGAGGUGCCGUCUGCUGAGUUCCAACUGCAUAUAUCAAUAAAACAGAACCCUUGCAAACAGGUCAUGCUUGCUGGUCUUUCAAGAACUGCUAAACCAUUUAUCUAUUUUCAGACAUUUCCUCCAGUCUUUGAAAUAAAAGCCAAUUGCAGCCCCGGGUAUCAGGAUUUUUUUUUAAUAUAAAAAAAACUAGCUGUGAGUGUUUCAGACCAGUCCACAAUGUACAUAAUGUUAUGCUGAAAAAGGAGCUAUUUUCUAGCUUUCCUUUUGAUAAUUCCCUCUUUCAGUGUUCUGUGGCUGCCAUUAUUCCCUCUGUGUCAACAUGUCCUCGGUUGGAAUGCUUGCUUGGCUUCUAUUUUGUAGAUUCAAAGACUUAUAAUCCUUUUGCUCCUCAUUCACAACUCUACAGAGAAAGUUAUUAGCGUCAGCCAUAUCUUUUAUUGUAUGUAGGGGGCAUGAAUUCUUCUCUUUUUCAAAAAAUAAAAAACCCCAAAAAAACCUCUCACAAAAAGAUAGAUUCUGCAGAGCAAUUUUUAAAACCGCCUUUGAAAUAUGCUUUAUUUGACAAAUGGUGGAGGGGAAAGAAAAAAAACCAGACUAACAUCCGAAGAACUGGUAGGUGAGGAGAGAAGGGCAGCCGAUCAAAGCCACGUCCUGUAUUACCUAUAGCAACUAAAGUUCAUUAAAUGAACUAGAUGGAUCACAAAGCAAAAUGUUAUUAGGGAAAUUUAUGCUGGGAACACAAUUUGCUACUACCAAGAUGGGUUUGUAAGAAGAACACAGAUUUUAAUGAUGCAGUUUCUGGGUGGUUGUAUUUUGAUGGACAUCAGUAGUGAAGUGUGUUUUGAAGUAAUUAGGGGGAAGGAGAUUGGUUGGGUAGUCAAUAAAUUGAAGCACAGAAGGAUAUGGUGUCAUGCUCUCUGUUUAGGGAUCUUCCAAGUUUGGUCUGAUCUUUUGUAAGAAGCAAGAGCCCACUUGCAAAACCAAAAUCUAAAAAUUUUUCCCUUUGGUUUCAACAUAGGAUUAGCGUGGCAUGGAUAAUGUCCAAAGGGGCCAUAGAAAGCAAGGAAUAGAUGGUCAUUUUGGAUGGAGGAUGCCAGAAGAGACCAGUGACUGUCUCUUUAGAGUUUCUUUUCCGCCCAGCCAUAUGUAGGGAUAUGGAGAAUUAGGCCAAACUGUGUGUAAAGCUGUCUUUAGGUACCUGCAUGUAGUAGAUGGAAGCUAGGGAUAUGCCUGCAAACCUUCCCCAACAAUCCUCAUGUGUUUUGUCCAGGAUGCUCAGUCCCUGAUGUUCCCUUGGGGUGUACUAAUCCGUCAAUUUUGGUUCCCCAAAUUUCACAUUUUCCCAGUCAUAAUUUCAGUUCCUCACAUUCUGUAACAAUUAGUGGGUUAAAAAAAAAAUCCCCGUGAAAAUUCACCAGCUAAUAUCUCCUCAUAAAAACACUUUUGUAUGCAGAUAUUUCCACAAAUAUAUGCAUUUUUAUGCACAACCGUUUGGCUGGAGAAGCACACUGCCAAAUUCGGAGAAGUACAAAUUUCAAGGCAUGGCUGUGCUUUGGUUCACAAACUGUUUCAAAAAGCGCGGAUUUGGCAGAUUCACCUGAAUGAAAUUUCUCCUCCGUCGCUAGUUCAGCAGGGCCUGAAUAGACCUGGUGUUAUGGUGUGUGACUGCUGUGUCUCUAACAACUUGCAUGCCCGGACUCAAGGAGGGCAUAAUCAAAUAAUGUUUCAUAGCCAGAAAACCCUGCACUUUGUGUGAUCAUUGGAGGCAAUUUUGUACGGCCAUCAAGUCAUCAAGUGUGGUGGAGCCACCCAUUAUUGCAACUGCUGAGAAACUGCAUUCCCUCUAUACUUAUCACAUGAUUGGUUUGGUAAUCUCAGUUCCUCCAAGGGCAAGUUGCUACCAGGCAGUUAAUUAUAGUAUCACAGGAGACUCACAGCUUCAUAGCUUCCUCUGAGCUUUAGGUCUUUUAGUUUCUUCCUUUGCUUUUCUCUGCCUACCGAUUGCGUAGAUCGCACUUGGUUGUUUUGAGCUGGUUAAGUCUUAACUGACUGUAAGUGCACCAAGACAUUUUUGAGUCCAGCUCAGCCUCCAUAAGGUUAGGCCUUUGUGGUUUCAGACUUGCUGAGUAUCUGCUGAGCUCGGAUGAGGUCAUUCUUUGUGGGCUUCCCAACUUCAGAGUCCUUUAAUGCACUUCCUGUAAACUUCUCAGGCUAUUUGAGAUGAGCACCGCAGAAGGAGAAGUGUUGCUUUCCCGACAGAGAGUCAUGGCACAAUAGACGCCACAAUGUGUCAACAUUUUAAAUAAGGAAAUGGGAUUUAGCAUAUAUGUGCAAGGCAGUGGGGAUCUAAUGAUUUUAUAUUGAAAUGGACAACAGGAAAGACGAAAUGGCUUUGUAGGAAAAAUAGUGUUUUGGACAUUCAGGUCAACCAAUCACACCCUAAUGAGGGAAGGUUCUUGUUUCGUGAAUUUAUACGAGGUAUGUACAUUGUGUUGUUUUCAAGGUACGGAAGUUGGCAGUUUUACUGAGUAAUGAAAAAUGGUCCAGACAUCCCUUUUGAGUGCAGCAGAGGACAUAUCAAAUCCACUGGAACUUUGCAUUAGAAUCAGGAAAUUCAUUUACAUUGAUACAGACAAUGCUACAAGAGUCAGGAGGUCUUUAUUCUUAAACAAUAAAGAAAAGGAAUAAAAAUGCUGAAGCUCCAUUUGUCUUCUUUUCAUGAUUAAUUGUUGACUUCAAGAUUGCUCUGGUAGUGAUUCAGUAUAUGCUCUAUUGUACAGUAUAUAAUAGAAUCACAGAAUUGUACAGUUAGAAGAGACCCCGGGGUCAUCUAGUCCAUGCAAGGGAGAAUCUUCAUUAUCUGCCCUGCUAUAGAACUAAUCGACCCAAAAAUAAAUAGAUAAGUGAAUAAAUUUAUCUAUAUAGUACCAGCAAAAAUUAAGCAAUACGGAAAAUAAAGCUUUAUAAUUCUAUAAUAAGAUAUUGCAGUGUUGCUUUUUAUAAGCAAAUAUUUACAAAAUCAAUGUUAUAAUAUUUGAUCCUGCCUGAUCACUACCAUGUACAAGGAUCAGAUGGAGAAGUGACUUGUGUGAACAAUACGUUCACCAUACAUUCAAAGCACAUUUAAAUAACAGAAUCCUGGCUCAAGUAGUUUGCCCCUCACAGUACUACAAUUCCCAGCACCCGUAACAAACUACUGCUCCCAUUAUUCUUGUUUUGGAGGGGAGAAUGUGAUUUAAACGGAUGGCGUGCUUGCUGCCUAGAACUCCCACAGAUGUACUCUCACUUCUGUUUCCAUGAGCAGAGCACUUUCAGAAAUGAUUCUUCAAGAUAACAUAUGUUUCUUUGACAAUUGUCAUAUUGGCUAUAUUCACCCCAUGCUUUCAAAGCACAUCCCCACUCACUCCCAAAGAAUCAUGGGAAAUGUCAUUUGGUAAUGGUGCUGAGGAUUUUAGCUUCCCAGAGAAGCAUAGCCUGGAGUUCCCAGGAUUCCUUGAGGGGAAAUGUGCUUUCAAUGACAUGGUGUGCAUGCAGCAGCCUGCCUCCAUCAGUUGUGUCUAGUCAACACCAGGGUGUUAUCUAUCUAUUUUUACAGGAGGCAUGCUUAACAUUUUGCAUCCCAUGCCUGACUGAUCUUCCCAGACCCUUCACCUCAGCCACAUCGAGAAAGCACAAUGUGCAAGGGUGUGUAGGGCUUUACAUAACACCCCAAAGCAGUGCUGACCUUAGAAAACUACUGUAUCUACACUACUUAGCUGCAUGGCUUUCAUUGACUCCAUCUUUCGUAUCACCACUAUCGGGUUUAGCUUUUCAACUUUCCAUACGUUUGUCAGGAAAAGAACAUCUGUAUUAAUGUAAUCUGGCCUAUGUGACAAUGCUCCGUUGCCCAUGACCCCUCGCUUCGUUUCCCUGACCCUAAUUAGCAUAGUCCCCCCCCCCGAUAUCUUCCUAGAACCCUUCUCCCUGACAUCUAGUUCACACUAGGGUUUAAAGCCUAAAUCAAUUAAGCCCAAAAUAUCGGAAAGACCACCUUCUUUCCUAGGUUUUAUGAAUGGUAGAGUGGACCCUCUUGGUAGUUCCACCUUCCUCAGGAACUUGGGGUGGUGGCGGCCCAGGAGAUGGCAUCCUCUGUGGCAGCCCCUAAGUUGUGGAAUUCCCUCACAGAGUUAUGACUUGCAUAAAUCAGUUGGCCCAUAGUAAAGCAGGGGUUUCUUUUGGUUUUCGCAUGGGAUAAGAGCAUUGAAUCAGGUGAGUCUGAUUGAACGCAACCCGAAAGAGUCCCACUUACAGACUAGUGAGCUUCCUGUUCCUGCUUUAAUGUCAUGCUACUUCCUGUUCUUUUCCGUUCCUUCCUGUUUCUGAAUGUUCCAAAGAGAAGAUGGGGAAAGCCCAGUCUCUCCCAUCUUCUCCUGAAAUAAAACUACUGCCACUUUGCCAAAGUCUGCACUAGAGCGAUAUCGCCAAGAGCCAAGCAAUGGUAGACCUUCCAUAGAUAUUUUUGACCUGGAAAUUAAUUUGACAGUAGAGUGGCCCACAUAUUAGGGCACUCUGACUAGUGUGAUUUUUGCAUCCAAGGGUCCUCAUUUUAAGAUUUUUAAAAUGCAAAAGAAUGACUCAUUCGUGGCUGAGGGUGCUACUUUGAAUUUUUAAAGAAGAAAUGAAUUGCACUGGGUAUUAUGAAACCAUUUUAGCGCUCACAUUUCUGCUUCGUGUGCUAAUGUCUCCCUUUUUGUCAGCCUGACCCCCUGUAUUAAGAGAUGUCCAUAAUUUAAAAGAAUCCACCAUUCCAUACAAAAUGAUGAGCCGUCACAGCUCAACCAUGUCCCCUAUUUUAAUAUAACAUGGUGACAGCCCUAUGAAUAUCAUACUUCCCUUAUAGACAUAUAUUUAUCCAGUACUAAGGGCAUGACAUUUCUGUACUAAAUCUAGGUUUUGGAAAUUUUUGCAGCCCCGGAAAGUACCCACUAUCAUCACAUUGUGCUCCUAAGUCUCUGCCCUGCACUAUUCAUCUAUUCAAGGAGACCACGAUAUACCAUACCCCAAAUGGAUCUCCUGCCCCCAUCCUACCAAUAAUAACCUCAGGGAUACAGGAUACAUACGUAUAGAUAAAGGGACCCCUGACCAUUAGGUCCAGUCAUGACCGACUCUGGGGUUGCAGCACUCAUCUCGCUUUAUUGGCCGAGGGAGCCGGCGUACAGCUUCCGGGUCAUGUGGCCAGCAUGACUAAGACACUUCUGGCGAACCAGAACAGCGUACGGAAAUGCCGUUUACCUUCCCGCCGGAGCAGUACCUAUUUAUCUACUUGCACUUUGAUGUGCUUUCAAACUGCUAGGUUGGCAGGAGCAGGGACCGAGCAACGGGAGCUCGCCCCGUUGCGGGGAUUCGAACCGCCGACCUUCUGAUUGGCAAGUCCUAGGCUCUGUGGUUUAACCCACAGCGCUACCCGCGUCCCUCUACAGGGUACAUAAUACUGCACUAAUAACAACCCAAUGAAAAAAGCCCAUAUUUCAUAUUUGAGUGGGUUAACUAUAUGGCAGGUAUGCAAUUAGUCACUUACCUGGUCACCUGGAGUAAGUGGGAAAAUAUUCCAGGUAACCAGACAGACCCAAUCCCCACCACUAGCAAAAAACCAUUCCCCCCCCCAAAAAAAGUGUUUCCUAACCUGUAGCUCACAAGCAAACCCAAAUAAUUAUUGCCUAUAAUCUUAAACCGGUAGGAUGAAUGCCUCUUACAACUGUUUGUUUUGUUGGCAUAUUAUAAAGCUGCAUUGCCACUUGUAACCGAAUCUCAGAAAGGCUCGAGCCUUAGCUUUUAAAAACCAGAGAACGUUCUCCAGUGGUUGGCAGGAGAGAAGACCUAAGGCCCAAAAUUCACAUGACUAAAAUCCGAUGGGUCAUUGCAUGAAGUAAAUUUGGGCUUGUGGGUCCAUACUAAAAGAGUUUGAGAAUCAUUGUCCUAAAGGAGCUUCUGGAAGCUUUCAACCAAAGGAUUAGUGGGCCAACUCAUAUUGUUUUUUCCCUCACCGACCCCUUAGAAUAGGCUCACGGUAUUGUGAGUAGCGUUGUAUUGACAGUAGAAACAACAACCGGCAAAAUAUUUCUGUAUAGAACGUAUAUAUAACAUACCUAUGCCCUGUUCCCUACCUGGGCUCCAGUCUUCAGUUUUGUAAACUUCCCUUUCUGAAAAUAGCACCAAGCUUCUGCUGUCUCUGAGUCCUAUGCUCAGUUUCGUUUGGGCCCUACUUCCUCCUCAGCUUUCUGCAACACGGCUCCACCUCAGGUUCCUGAUUUUGAGGGCACUGCCAACUUUGGCCCACUUGCUUUAACUGCAGUGCCUCAGCCUCUGUGAUGUUAGUGCUUUUUUGUAACAGUACAGAAUACUGCCAGCUCCAUUUUUGUUGUCUGUGGCAGUCAUUUUCUGCUGCUGCCCAUGAAGCUUUCAUCAAGUACUCGCACCAAAUUUAAUUUAUUUUUUUUACUCACAAAAAUGUUGUUGUUAAGAUUUCUUACCCACCCUUAAGUAUAGGGUCUCAGAGCAGGUAACAAUAGUACAUAAAAACACAUUAUUUAAAACAGUGAAAACAAUUUGCAACCAGAAGACUAGGGUUGGUCCUAAAAUCUCUCUUUCUCUCUCAGGUGUACAUCUUCAGCAAGGAAGGGCAAAUCUGUCGAUUUUUGCUUCUUUUAAGUUUCUGCCCCCCCCCAUCUUUAGUUCAGAUCACAUUUCCACAUCCCUUUGUGAUUUUAAAAAAAUAAAUCCUCAUGAAAAUUCAUCCACUGAAAUUUCUGAAUAUACACAUUUUGUACGCAACAUUGCAUAUUUCCCCGAAUAUUUCUAUUUUCCCUAAUAUAAUGCAAUUGUGUAUAUUAACUUUCACUCAUACAUGAUUUUUAAUGCACAGUUCAACUUAGCAUAUGCUUCCAUGUGCACAUUACUUGACUGGAGAUCUGCACUGCGAAAUUUAUAAAAGUGCAAAUUUCUAAGGUUGCUUCACAGAGUGUUUCAGAAAGUAUGAAUUAAGUAGAUUUGCCUUUACGUUUGAAGUGAAAUCAAAUUUCUGCCCCAUCCACCGUCUUUGGCAUAUGACAACAGCUAUACAAUGUAAUUGGCUUUCUUACAAAGGAGAAAAGAUUUGCACCUUGCUUUUAAAACAUGUUGCUUCCCCCAAAGAAUCAUGGGAACUGUAGUUUCUGAAAGGUGCUAGGAAUUAUGUGUGAGGGGAAACUACAAUUCCCACGAUUCUUUGGGGAAGUUGUGUGCCUUAAAUGUGCAUUAGAGAUGCUUUAAAUGUAUGGGCUCUGUCCUAGGCAGACUUGCCUGGAAAGAACCCCCAUUUAACACAGUGGAAAUUACUUACAAGUAGACAUGCCUAGGAAUGUGGUGUAACUCUAAAAACGGCUUUAAAAUGUUUUCUGUGUGGUUCCUCAUAGCUGUAUCUGUUAAGAAAAACAUAAGAUAAUCAUAAGUAACCGUAAAAGCAAGCAGCAAGCAACUGUGAUUUAUUGGGAUGUAUUUCUGUCACACAGAUCAGGCGAGGGGAAAAACCUUAAAGAAUCUGUAUGGUUUGUUAGCAUAUAUCUGAGACUGAACCAUUGCCAAGUGAUUCAAAAUCAGGCUGUUUCGUAUUAAAUAUGAAAUAGCAAAACUAAAAAUACAUUAUUUGGUGAAACAUGCAGAUUUAGGCCUAGAAAAAUUCUUAGUUCUGGCAAUUCAGAGCUGAACUACACGCGGUGCAGAAUCUUGAUCUACAGUUUUUCUUGGAUGUAAUCUUUUCAGAUGACAAUGAGUGGGUAGGAGAAGGGAACUGCUGUUCCAUGUAGCCAUUAUUCCCCACAAAACAAAACCUAGUAUGAAGGCUGGAAGGUUCGUUUCCACUACAUGCUAGUUUAUUGUAUGGGGACCAUUUAUUCAUACAUUCUAUUUCUAGACCAUACAUCAACCAAAAUUAUCUGGUUUCAGUAGUUGAAACCCAAGAAGCCAUACGAAUUCUGGGAAGGGAAUGUGGCACUGAAUAUUGGAAAGGCAGAAAUGGUAACAUGCACAGGAUCCAAGAGAAGACAAUGACAGUGCAUAAAAGGAAAUAAAUACAUAAAAAUCAGGCGGCCGAUGUAUAAAUGGGUCCCAUGAUUCACUUCUGUGAAGGGCCUCAUGUUUUUUUCUCCCUCCAAUACUUCCCAGACCUGGUGUUUGAGUCUGAAAUGGCCUCAGGACUGCCAAAUAGCAGUGACAGCUGCAUCUUCAUGUAGAUACUUUCUUGAGGCCACAUUUUCCUAGAUUUGCCUUGAAUGUGUGUCUAAACCAACAACAACAACAACUCUCAGCUUGUUUCAACAACACAUUUACCUGUUUUAAAAUUCAAAUAUUGGGAUGUAAGUGGGAGAAGUGAAGGUGCUGUUGCUACAGGGUUUGCAUUCCUUUCCCCUCCCCAUUCCUCUUUCCUUUUGUAUCGUUACCAAUUUGAUAUUUUACUCAGAACUGGUCCAUGGCAUUUUGCUUCCUGAAGCAAAAGACAAGAGGGAUCCCAUUCUCAAUUCCAGAACAAUUUAGGUAGUAUAGAACUGUGAAUAAUAACAACAAACUAACAAAACAACAAACAACAAAAGUUUGCUCGCAUGACUAUUCAAGUACUUUGCGAUCAGAAAGUCGUCUUCUGGUUUAUCAAGUCAGGCAUUUUUUUCUACCUGAAUGAUAAUGGGUUGUUGUUUUUGUCGCUUGAUAGAUACUGUGAUAAUGUCAGACAAAUAAAGCUAUGAUUGCUUUCAAGAAAGUGUGGGUAGAACAAUCCUGCUUCUAUGAUUUUCAUACAGGAAGGAUGUAGGUGGCACAUCUAGAAACCUUCUGAGACCUCUGCUUGGCAACUGUGCUUAACUUUUCAGCAAAAUGUGCCAUAGUGCUGCUGCUUCUACAUGCUAUACAAUGCCCAAAUCAUCAAUAAUGUACUUUAAUGCAGCAAACAUUUGGAAGUUUCAACCUUUGUCCAACAAUAGCUAUUUUGGUGAAAAGGCACAUUUGAAAGAAUGUCGUAAUGCAAGUCUCCACAGAUGGAGUAUUUCAGCAAAUAAGCACUAACUGUAAUGUUUAGAAAGAGGGACAACUAUGAUAUUAAGGAGGGACUAUAGAAUGAUCUCUGACCUGGAAGUUCCUCCUUUCUUAUUACAUCCUUCCUGCGAAUGAUUAGAGAACUGCCAAGGGUCAGAACUCUGUGAUCAUCCCACGAUAAUGAUAAAAUACCUUGGUACCUUGGUUCUUGAACGUAAUCUGUUCCAGAAGUUGGUCCGACUUCCGAAAUGUUCGAAAACCAAGGCACAACUUCUGAUUGGCUGCAGGAUCUUCCUGCACUCAAGCAGAAGCUGUGUCGGACGUUUGGCUUCCGAAAAACGUUCAAAAACCGGAACAUUUACUUCCGGGUUUUCGGCGUUUGGGAGCCGAUUUGUUUGUUAACUAAGCCAUGCAAGAACUUAAAUGAAUACAGUAUUUUAUAUAAUGGCUUCACAACAUGAAGUAUUUUAUUUGUAAUGCCACAUCAACCCCUCUAAGGGGGUCAUAUUGAAGAUCUGGGCUCAGGCUGAGAGAAAGCUGUCUCCCUAAGACCACCUAGUUGAAUUUAUUUUAUUUAUUUCAUACAAUUUAUGAAACCUGUGACAGGGUUUUCUGUGUACAGGGAAUGGUUUGUUUUGAAAUGCUGGAAGAUUCAAUCAUGUGAGCUCCCACUUGGAAAUUGAAGUGGUACCAUCAAGACACAGGUAUUCCAUCUCAGCUCCCAUUUGUGAAAAUGGACCUAUAUCACAUCCUGAAGUUGUUCAAGAUAUUAUUAUAAAAUACCCCUCACAUUCUGCUUGAAAUGCAGUGUAAACCAUAGUAAAGGUAAAGGUAAAGGGACCCCUGAUCAUUAGGUCCAGUUGUGACCGACUCUGGGGUUGCGGCGCUCAUCUUGCUUUAUUGGCCGAGGGAGCCGGUAUACAGUUUCCGGGGCAUGUGGCCACCAUGACUAAGCUGCUUCUGGCGAACCAGAUCAGUGCACGGAAACGCCGUUUACCUUCCCGCCGGAGCGAUACCUAUUUAUCUACUUGUAUUUUGAUGUGAUUUCGAACUGCUAGGUUGGCAGGAACAGGGACCGAGCAACGGGAGCUUGCCCUGUCAUGGGGAUUCGAACUGCCGACCUUCUGAUCGGCAUGUCCUAGGCUCUGUGGUUUAACCCACAGCGCCACCCGCGUCCCAACCAUAGUAUAAACCCUCCUAAAUUGUAACAUUUAGCUUUAACUAAACUGUCUUCUUUUCCCAAUUUUCAAAAGCUUCCCUUUUAGAUUUUAAUACAGUGGUAGCUCUGGUUAUGAACUUAAUUCGUUCCGGAGGUCCGUUCUUAAGCUGAAACCGUUCUUAUCCUGAGGCACACUUUCGCUAAUGGGGCCUCCCACUGUGCGUGCGCCUCCAGCGCACGAUUUUCAUUCGCAUCCUGGAGCAAAGUUCGCAACCAGGAGCAGCUACUUCCGGGUUAGCGGAGCUCAUAACCUGAAGCGUUUGUAACCACUGUACCACUGUAUUGGGCUUUCUUGCAGCUUGAUGGCAUGCCUGAGUUGUUGCUUUGUCAUGCCUAGAGCCCCAGGGAACCCAAAAAAUCACCCAUUAUUGCCACAUUUUCUUUUGCCCCCCCCUUGCUUUUUUACUUUCUGUAUCAGGUUGCCAUAAAAAUGGUAAUUGUGUUAGGGAGGAACCAUACCUAGUCAGAAUUGUUAGCAGGGUCACUUGAUGGAGUCCAGAGAGAAAAGAACCUGAUUACAUAUUAUUGGGUAAAUUGAACAAAAAUGGUAUAUAAUUUGAGGUGAAAGGAACACAGAGGUUUUGUCUUUCUUACUUCAGGCCUUGUACAUAGCAGGAAGUCAUUCAGCCGAACAUACAGAGGGGAAGAAACCCCCAGAACUACACAGCCAAUCUGGGCAUGUGCUACUUCAGUAAGCAUCACGCCACUCAGCGUGGUUGCUAAGCAGCAGCCAUUCUGCUCUUAGCUAGUUGACUUUAACACAUUCAAAAUUAACUGUUAAGUUACAUAUGUAACCAUCUCUGGUGUUGCACUUCUAACAAGAACUAUGUAUUUCAUUGUAUGGACAGGGGUUGAGAAGGCGCAAUUGAUCAGGACUUCCAUUGUGUUUAUACCAACCAUCACAUGGCAUGAAUAGCAAGUAAGCUUCAUGCUGUUGCAUCCCUGGAUGCCCUUCUCACGAAACCUUAAAGUGCGGGCGCACUGCAACAAUUCACCCGUCUCGGUGCAAAAGACAUUUAUUCAUUUGUGAGCUUACAAGCAGCACAACGAAUGAGACGACGGCUUGCUAAGGACUGCAAGCUGACACACGCUCUUUACAACUGCGUAGGGUCUGCAAGCGGCAGAUAAAAUUAACAUAGCCACAUCCGGCAGCCCUUCGCCGUUUGAGCUGGAAGUCAUGUGUCAGGAAACAAAACCAGUUCACAUGCGAAGAACCACAUACACACAUAUGAAGCUACACUUGUUUCUUCAGUGCGGUGUUCAGUGAAAAUGAAAUAUUCCUCCAUUUGAGCUCCUCAUUUUUUUUAAAGUGUCCCACUUUAUAUUUUACCCAAAUAUUAUUUUCAUUUCAUAUCUACAGUAAUCUAAGUAAGCUGUAAGAAUGUGUGUGUAUCUUCUGUUGUCUAAAUGAUUAUAGAGCCCACCUGCAGGUGAUAUAUCCCCCCCCCCAAUGCUUUUUACCGAAAUGCAUAACCCUUCCCCUGUUUAUUUACAUCUGGGCAGCGGAGCAGGACUUCCUUGUACUGUGCUCAGGCGGGAACUAUUUGCAAAAGCUGCAAAGUGGUUUGUGAACUGGUGACGUGCCAAUGGAAUUCUUUCUUCUCCUUCUCCUUCUCCUCUGCCUCCUCCUUCUGCAAAGCAAGGCCAGAGCUUUGCAGAGCAGACAACUGAAAAUUUAAAAUAUCUUCCUGAAAACUUAAAAAGUUUGAGUAAUGCUCGAUUGUCCUCUUUAGUAAGCUUAAUCGGCAGAGGAAGAGGCUAACUCUCAAGGUGACUCAUCUCAGUAGGAGUAGGGACUUGGCCCCUUUGGCAAUUUUUUGGUUGUUCCUUCUCUCAAUUUUGAGCUAAGAAGAAGAAGAAGAAGAAGAAGAAGAAGAAGAAGGGGGGCGAUCAAACCAAAGUUAAGCACUUGUAAGGUCCACUGAUUUCAAAGAAAGAAGGCAUAGCCAACCCAUUGAAAUGAAUGGGAUUUAGACAAGAACAUUGGCUACACUGUAGUCUAUACUGCUAACCCUCUUACUUGUGGAGUUGGAAAAGGAAAUAUAUAGGCAAGUAUCCUUCAGGAAAGAGACUUCAAAUUGCUCUGUGCCUGGCACUGAAUUGAAAUAUUUGUUUGAUUACAGUUAUUUAACUUGAAGCCAUUUGCUUGUCUGCUUUUUAAUUGUUUUGUACUGACUUUUGAUGGCAUUCCCCAUCAGCACCCAGAACACCCAGCCGAAUACCGGGACCAAAAUAGACAGACGAGGGAGUGGAGUGUUCAACAUUGGUCAGAAGGCCUGCGGAACUCCCUGCCAAUAGAGGUUCAGCAAGGAACCUCUAUUGUCCCUUUCUCCAUACAACUUUUUGGAAAACCAUAUCAUUCAGAAACGGCCUUGCAACAUAACUUUUCUCUUUUUAAUGAAUCCGUAUUUAUUGACAUUUUAUUGAUUUCUUAAAGUAAGGUUUCCUGGAUACUUUUUUGCCGAUUUCAUCCUUUUAUGUUACAGACCACCAGGAUAUUUUUUUUUAAGAAAGCGUAAAUUGCAAAUAUGUAAAUGAACUAAAUAAAUACAUAAAGGCAACAAAGGCAAAGGCAGGCUACAUUUGGAAAAUACCUUUUCCUUUACAUUUCUAUACCUGAUAAUUUCUGCAUUUUGUGCAAUCUUUCACGCAACAUGACAGCCGCUUCUGGAAAUUUAGUGAUAGUUUAUCACUCAUUUCUGCGUUGUUUCCGGGGGGGGGGGGACGUGUUUGCAACCCCAUCAACUCAGAAAAUUGCAGUGUUUUCAAAUUUGGGGUGAUAUACUGGCACACGUUUCUUUACUGAUCAAAAAGCCAUUGUUCUGUAACACAACAGAUUACUGGCGGUGAUGUGCAGUCCGUGAACUAGGGGAAUUAGGAUAGUCCCCAUAAUAUUCCCUUGCUGCCUCCUUCCCAAAGCCCUGGAAGCUUCUUCCCGGCUUAGGGAGGGAAGUGCAAUGCUCUGACAUGCUCAGGUGUGCGACAUCAGGAUGUCACGCACGCAGUGUACAGUGGUACCUCGGGUUACAUAUGCUUCAGGUUAGAGGCUCCGCUAACCCAGAAAUAGUACCUCGGGUUAAGAACUUUGCUUCAGGAUGAGAACAGAAAUCGUGCUCCGGCAGCGCGGCGGCAGCAGGAGGCCCCAUUAGCUAAAGUGGUGCUUCAGGUUAAGAACAGUUUCAGGUUAAGUACGGACCUCUGGAACGAAUUAAGUACUUAACCCGAGGUACCAGGUAUAUCGUGCCGCCAGAGCACGAUUUUUGUUCUCAUCCUGAAGCAAAGUUCUUAACCUGAAGCACUAUUUCUGGGUUAGCAGAGUCUGUAACCUGAAGCGUAUGUAACCUGAAGUGUAUGUAACCUGAGGUACCACUGUACUUAACCCGAGGUACCACUGUAGAAGGGACAUUAGGAAUCAGGACAGAAGUGCUCGCAUUACCAUCAGCAAAACUAACCCAAUAAACUCCACAUCAGAAUGCAGCCACAGUGCACCUGUAUUGGCCUACUGGGUGUUUAACAACCUCCCCGCCCCCUGGUUUUUUCCAGCGCUGAGCAAACAGGAAAAGCAAGAGUUUUAUCAUUUCCUGGAGGAGGCAUUGCAUAUAGCAGCUCCCCAGCUCUGCAGGCCUGCCCUUUAAGAGCAAAGCGCUCGCUUCUUCACCGAAUGUUCCCACACAUUCUUACUGGGAACUAACGCAAGAAAGAUUUGCUUGAAGCUGUUCCCUUGAAUCAGAGUUGCCUGCAGUCAAACCUCCUCAGCUUUAAUGAAGAGAAGCAUUGCAAGUCCAUUAAGACGAGAAUUUGUAAAGAAGUGAAUACCAUUAUAUAUAUAUAUAUAUAUAGAGAGAGAGAGAGAGAGAGAGAGAGAGAUUUACCUGCUUAGGAUAGUCAGGAAAAAACUUUAGUCCUCCACAGAUGUUCCUCUGCUGUUUUAUGGCAGCAUUUUAUCAGGGUUUAUUUUCUUGGCAGUCUUACCGGUAGCGCUACUGCCAAACAUUUAGCUUUGUAGCUACAAACCGAGGUUUGUUUUGUUGAUAAAACAAAUAGCACUGAUGUCCUCUUCCUUGUAAUAGUUUGCUCUCUCUCUCUCUCUCUCUCUCUCUCUCUCUCUCUGUCUGUCUCACCGGUAAUAACUGAAAUGCCACUGUACACCUCUGAAAUAGCUUGUUGUCAAGGUCAGGAAAGAUGUUUACAGGUCGGUUGAAUUCCCUAGCUCAUGUACCUCAAUGCUGUCUCUGAGACAGGAGGGUAACUGGAGCAUGUAAUCACAUGUUCUCCCAGCUAUUGCCCGAAGGCUUUAUCUGGGGCCUAAAGUAUAGGCUUUUUAAAGUCCACAGCUGACUUUCAAAGACUCGGCCACUCUUACAGAUUCUGUACCUAAGUAGGCUUUUAAAAAAGCAACCUUUUAUUUUCCCUCACCUGCUGCAGUCUUUCAGACCAAAGUAUGGAAAUAAACAGUGCUCCCCCCCCUAAAAAAAUGUUUAGGGGUACUCUGAUUUUCCUACUCAUAUUGAAAUACUGCUCUUCAAUGAGGUCAAACUUAGAUUCACAAAAUGUUUAGGGAUAUGCGGACCCCUGCAUCCCCCCAGAAAAAAAGCACUGGAAAUAAAUAAAAUGCAACUCAUUGGAUAAGAUUCUUAAGGGAGUGCAGACCAAGUGUGCUUUUUCUUCUUGUUAAUUGUGCUUUUUAUCGGUUGAGCUUAUAUAUAUAUGAUUGAACUAGUAGCUACAGUGAGUUUUAGAAAAAGUUUUUUUUUCAAAACAAUUUUUGUGACUGUAGAUAUCUGUAUCUCUUUAUGGAACAAUGUCCCAUUAAUUGCAAUGAGAAAUAUUUACACACACUAUUACGGACCCUCCAAGAAUCCCUAUUUUCCAGGGACAGUCCCUGGAAGCUGUCCUGGUUUCUGAUUUGAUCCCGGAGUAUCUGACUUUUCCUUAGGAAAAGUAUUGGUGGGUAGGAAAUGUUAGAGGGUAUGGAGUUAUGUGACCCCUGAGCCAAGAAGAUAAGUAAUUAUAUAACUGUUAGAAGACUUCUGAAGGCAGCCCUGUAUAGUGAAGUUUCUUUUUAAAAACUUUAAUGUUUUAUUAUGUUUUUAUAUAUGUUGGAAGCUGCCCAGAGUGGCCAGGGCAACCCAGCCACAUGGGCGGGGUAUAAAAAAUAAAGUUGUUGUUGUUGUUGAAUAGGAUGUCCCUAUUUUCAUUGGAGAAAUAUUGGAAGGUAUGCUAUUAUACACAUGCUUACUUGUCUCACUGAAAUCCAUGAGAAGUAGAAAUGAUUUGCUUUGACUGGUUCAUGCCCAUUUCAUACCCUCCAACAAUUCUCCAAUGAAAAUAGGGACAUCCCAUUCCAUAAUGAUAAUUUUACUAUUUGUUCCCCACACAUCAAACUGGGUUGCCCCAGCCACUCUGGGCGGCUUCUAAACAUAUAUAAAAACAUAAUAAAAGAUUAAACAUUAAAAAAAACCUUCCCAAUAUAGGAUUGCCUUCAGAUGGCUCGGGGGUGAGUUGGGAUAAUUCCAUACCUUCCAACAUUUCUCCAAUGAAAAUAGGGACAUCCUAAGGAAAAGCGGGACAUUCCAGGAUGAAAUCAGAAACUGGGACGGCUUCUCUAAAUCAAGGGUGUCCCUGGAAAAUAGGGACACUUGGAGGGUCUGCCAUUUAUGUAUUUUAAGGCAAAACCCAGAAAUUUGCUGCACUUGCUUUGCUGUGGCUGAGAAACCUAGGAUGUUUGCAAGAGGGUAAAAUGAUAUCUUUCCUCUAACCCCAUCACUGUGCCUUUGUAUGAAUGAGCAGGUGCUAGAUAUCUAUCAGCCAGCAAAGGUUAGGUACUUUCUUCAGAAAUCUGGGUCAUGAUAAACAGAUAAGACUGGCAAUGUGGUUUAGAGAGCCCUGUUUCCUGGUGACACGAUGGCUGGGAAUCAGAUGCAGAGACGGCAAGGGCUGCUGAAGGUUCCAUUAAGCUCGGAACAAGAAAUGGUGGGAUCCCGAGUGACAGCUUGUUGGAAAACAAAGUUCUUGUACGAGCUUUGAUGUAAUGGUAUCUUUAUUGCCGUUGAGAUCAUUCCUUGGCUGCUUUGGACAUUUCAGAGCCUUCAAAGGAUUACAACAGGGAGAGGAUUUGCAUUGUAACGGCGUUGCUGUUGCAGAACAGCAAUGAUAAGUCUGAAUUGUCUGUUCAGAAUGAAGACUGUCAUGUGUCCCCCAUCUGACUCCUCCUCUCCACUUUUUUUACUGCACAGACAAUGAUAAAUUAAAGAAGCUGUACUGCCUGUUGAAUCAGGGGCAGUCCAUUAGCAACACAGAGACCAGAUCUGGCCCACAAAGCAUUUUAUCUGAUUCCAAGUGGCUCUACCAAAAUUUAAUUAAGGUGUGGUUAAAGUUCACUCACACAGCAAAGAAAAUGUUUCAUAAUGUGUGUGUGUGUGUGUGUGAGAGAGAGAGAGAGAGAGAGAGAGAGAGAGAGAUACCAUCCUGUAAUGUUACCACCCUUCUUUAAAGUAUUAAAAUAUAAAAAGGUAAAGGUACCCCUGACCAUUACGUCCAGUCGUGGCCGACUCUGGGGUUGCGGCGCUCAUCUCGCUUUGUUGGCUGAGGGAGCCGGCGUACAGCUUCCGGGUCAUGUGGCCAGCAUGACUAAGCCGCUUCUGGCGAACCAGAGCAGCGCACAGAAACGCUGUUUACCUUCCCACCGGAGCGGUACCUAUUUAUCUACUUGCACUUUGACAUGCUUUCAAACUGCUAGGUUGGCAGGAGCAGGGACCGAGCAACGGGAGCUCACCCCAUUGUGGGGAUUCGAACCACUGACCUUCUGAUCAGCAAGUCCUAGGCUCUGUGGUUUAACCCACAGCGCUUAAUUACAUUCUUCCUUCAAAGCGUUUGGAGGCAAUGCACAUAAUUCUCUCACACCCUUCAAUUUUAAUCUCACACUAGCUGAAUAUGCAACAUACAUUAAAAGACAUAAUUUAAAGAACCCCCAAGAACAGUAAUUUAACCCUCACAGAACUGUGAUUUCCAGUACCUUAACAAACCACAGUUCCCAAAAUAUCUUUGGGGGAAGCCAUGUGCCUUAAAUGAAUGGUGUGUGCGUCCAGGCCAUGUCAAGUGAAGCUAGUUUAGAUUGGUGACUGGCCUUAGAGCACCCAGUGUGGCUGAUUGGGGAUUUAAAUGCUAUUCUUCCCAGUCCUAGGCCAACAGUCUAGCCCAGGGGUUGGGGAAACUUUUUUGCCUAGGAUGACAGCGAUUACCAGGGUUUCAGACAGGGGGAGUUCCCAGCCCUACCUGAAGAUGCUGGGGAUUAGAUCUGGGACCUUCGGCAUGCAAGGAGAUGCUCCCCCACUAAACUACAGCUGAUAUUGUUAGAAUUUCAACUAUAGUUGAAUAUUGCUAAAUAGAAUGUUAGUUCAACAAAUUCCAUCUUCUGAAAUUAUAUUCCAACAGAAUAUUAAAACAGGAUGAAACAUCAACACGUUAAAAACAUCCCUAAACAGGGCUGCCUUCAGAUGUCUUCUAAAAGUCAGAUAGUUACUUAUUUCCUUGACAUCUGAUUGAAUGGCGUUCCACAGGGCGGGUGCCACCACCAAGAAGGCCCUCUGCCUGGUUCCCUGUCACCUCACUUCUCGCAGUGAGGGAACCACCAGAAGGCCCUCAGAGCUGGACCUCAGUGUCCAGGCUGAACGAUGGGGGUGGAGACGCUCCUUCAGGUAUACUGGGCCAAGGCCGUUUAGGGCUUUAAAGGUCAGCACCAACACUUUGAAUUGUGCUCAGAAAUGUACUGGGGGCCAAUGCAAGUCUUUCAGGACCGGUGUUAUAUGGUCUCGGCAGCCACUCCCAGUGACCAGUCUAGCUGCCGCAUUCUGGAUUAGUUGUAGUUUCCGGAUCACCUUCAAAGGUAGCCCCACGUAGAGUGGAUUGAAGUAGUCCAAGCGGGAGAUAACUAGAGCAUGCACCACUCUGGCGAGACAGGAAGCACCAGGAGUCAGGAAAACGCCAAUAAUUGUAUGUACAGUGGUACCUUGGGUUAAGAACUUAAUUUAUUCUGGAGGUCUGUUCUUAACCUGAAACAACACUUUAGCUAAUGGGGCCUCCUGCUGCCACUGCGCCGCUGCUGCAUGAUUUCUGUUCUCAUCCUGAAGCAAAGUUCUUAACCCGAGGUAAUAUUUCUGGGUUAGUGGAGUCUGUAACCUGAAGCAUAUGUAACCUGAAGCGUAUGUAACCUGAGGUACCACUGUGUUUAUGAAGAACAAAACAGCAGCUAUGUCUUCCUACCCCAGGCAAGACUAAAGGCCAGUUCCCAUUGAGCUCUGGAAGAAACAACCAGAGAGGGAAAGAGAAGUUUCUUUUACAGGCUAGGCAACACACAACACAUACACACAACAACAACAACAACAUAGGCCUGGUUUAAAUAAAAACCAGCAUAUGGAUCCACUCUUAUUCAUCUGGGCCUGACAGGGCAACUUACUGUCAUCUGAGGUACAAGCAAACGUAGGUAACAUAAAUGCUCUGAGUUUGUAGCACAGGGUUUGAAUCAGGAAGCUCGCGACUACCCUGGAGAAGUUGUGGUUUUAGCACAGAGUGGGUCGAUGCCUUUAGCAUGCUGGUGCUAUGGAAACCGAGUUUCGCCACAGAGAAGAACUCGCGUACUAAACCACAGAGCGCUGCACACCCUCUUCCUUUUUUUAUGCAGCCUCCCGAAGAAGAAAAACAGAAGUCGGCAAAGCGAAACCACAAAUGAAGGAGGCCUUUGCAGCAAUGCUAUGCUAAUGGCCUGAUAUAAUGGGGGUCAGAUAAUGGGAAACUCUCACAAUGGACACGGGGUUGCAACAGAGUGGACAUAUAAUUUCAGUUCCUAAGAAAAGGGAUGGCAGCCAGAUGCCCUAGUGUGGAAGUUUAAAUGCUUAAUGAAGAUCGGAGCAACUUGUGAACCUCGAAGCCAAAUACGGGCUGUCAGUCAUGUACAGAAGGCGGCCGCGCCCCCAUUUCGCCCCGCCCCUGUUCCACCCUGUUCCGCCUCCUUUUCCUGCCACUUCCAUAGCGAUGUACAUGUGCUAUGGUUGCUGCCUGUAUUACAUUUGAGAAAACUGCUUUGCGAAAAUGUGUACAUUAGGCAAAAUUGCAUGCAAAAAUAAGUUAGGUAAAGGGACUCCUGACCAUUAGGUCCAGUCGUGACCGACUAUGGGGUUGCGGCGCUCAUCUUGCUUUAUUGGACGAGGGAGCCGCCGUUUAUCCGCAGACAGCUUCCGGGUCAUGUGGCCAGCAUGACUAAGCCGCUUCUGGUGAAACCAGAGCAGCACACGGAAACGCCGUUUACCUUCCCGCUGGAGUGGUACCUAUUUGACAAGGUGCCUCAUGAUAUUCUUGUAAAGAAGCUGGUAAAAUGUGGUCUUGACUAUGCUACCACUCAGUGGAUUUGUAACUGGCUGACUGACCGAACCCAAAGGGUGCUCAUCAAUGGUUCCUCUUCAUCCUGGAGAAGAGUGACUAGUGGGGUGCCACAGGGUUCUGUCUUGGGCCCGGUCUUAUUCAACAUCUUUAUCAACGACUUGGAUGAUGGACUCAAGGGCAUCCUGAUCAAAUUUGCAGAUGACACCAAAUUGGGAGGGGUGGCUAACACCCCAGAGGACAGGAUCACACUUCAAAACGACCUUGACAGAUUAGAGAACUGGGCCAAAACAAACAAGAUGAAUUUUAACAGCGAGAAAUGUAAAGUAUUGCACUUGGGCACACAAAAUGAGAGGCACAAAUACAAGAUGGGGGACACCUGGCUUGAGAGCAGUACAUGUGAAAAGGAUCUAGGAGUCUUGGUUGACCACAAACUUGACAUGAGCCAACAGUGUGACGCGGCAGCUAAAAAGCCAAUGCAAUUCUGGGCUGCAUCAAUAGGAGUAUAGCAUCUAGAUCAAGGGAAGUAAUAGUGCCACUGUAUUCUGCUCUGGUCAGACCUCACCUGGAGUACUGUGUCCAGUUCUGGGCACCACAGUUCAAGAAGGACAUUGACAAACUGGAAUGUGUCCAGAGGAGGGCAACCAAAAUGGUCAAAGGCCUGGAAACGAUGCCUUAUGAGGAACGGCUAAGAGAGCUGGGCAUGUUUAGCCUGGAGAAGAGGAGGUUAAGGGGUGAUAUGAUAGCCAUGUUCAAAUAUAUAAAAGGAUGUCACAUAGAGGAGGGAGAAAGGUUGUUUUCUGCUGCUCCAGAGAAGCGGACACGGAGCAAUGGAUCCAAACUACAAGAAAGAAGAUUCCACCUAAACAUUAGGAAGAACUUCCUGACAGUAAGAGCUGUUCGACAGUGGAAUUUGCUGCCAAGGAGUGUGGUGGAGUCUCCUUCUUUGGAGGUCUUUAAGCAGAGGCUUGACAACCAUAUGUCAGGAGUGCUCUGAUGGUGUUUCCUGCUUGGCAGGGGGUUGGACUCAAUGGCCCUUGUGGUCUCUUCCAACUCUAUGAUUCUAUGAUUCUAUUUAUCUACUUGCACUUUGAUGUGCUUUCAAACUGCUAGGUUGGCAGGAGCAGGGACCGAGCAACGGGAGCUCACCCCGUCGUGGGGAUUCGAACCGCUGACCUUCUGACUGGCAAGUCCUAGGCUUUGUGGUUUAACCCACAGCGCCACCCGUGUCCCCCCCCCCAAAAGUUAUAUUGAGAUAAUUUAACUCUGAAAAGCCGAUGAAUUUUCAUGAGGUCUUCUCUCUCUCUUUUUUAAAAAUCGAAAUCUGAUGUGGAAAUGUGGAAACUGAAACUAAGGUUGAAAAAAGUGAGAAGCUGAGAGAAACUAAAAUGGACAUUGUCCAUCCCUAGGGCCAGGAGAGCUUUUCUGGGGUGGAGACUCCAUAAAGUCCUGUCUCUGUUUAUGUUCUGCCCGGUAGUCCCUCCUCCAUAAGGACAUCUGUGUGCAGCAAGGAUUAAGACCUUCCAUGCAAUUGCUCCAAGGCUGUGGAUUCCUCAGCGUGGAACGACUUUCCCGAUGAGGUUUACAACUGCUCUUGACUUGCAGUCUAUCAAAAGAAGGCCCACAACUGCUGAGCAGACACUGCUGUUGAUUGCAGUGUAUCUUGUUAGCUUUGUUUCUUAAAACAAUUAUUUGCUUUUAUUGCGUUGUGUUUUGUUUUUUUUAAAAAAUGUUGCUUUUCUGUCCAAAGCCCCUUUUGAACUUCAGAGUGGAGGGCUUCAGAAUGUUCUAAUAAAAUAAAGGGGUGAUCUGACUGAGGGGUUGUGGCCAUGGUUGUGGAGGUGUUGCACUUCCAGAUUUCAGGAGUGGGGAUGUGUGUUUGAAGCAUGAAUGUCUUGUGAAUGAGCACUGGGCAGCAGCUACAGUAGGUAUAUUGAAUGUUAUCUACUCUAGCAAUAAUCUUUUGCGCAUGAAUGAGAGCCAAGCAUAAAAAAAUCUCAUGAUUGACAAACGUACAAUGCUUUGUGCCAAAUCACUGCUUACUCAUCAAAAGAAUUUAAUGUGGUCAUUUUCUUAUUCUAAUCUGAAAAUAUUGGUGUUGAUCAAUAUUCCUGAUUUCCAUCUCUUUCCUUAAUCUCAGUGAGGUGAGCUUCCUUCCCUCUCCCCCAGUUCUGCUAAAAGCACAAACAUUCUUUUAUAUAUUGCAUGCAUUAUUAUACACAUUAUAAUACAUAUAUUAUGGGAUAUACGUCCAGGUUUUCAAAAAGUAUGCAUGUAAGGCAUUUUUGCUGAGGAAACAUACUGCACCGGGUUUGACUCUUUUAUAUGCAUCUUGCAUAUGAUAAACCUUUUUGUAUACAGUUUUGCAUGUAAUCAAACAGGCUUUUGUUUUAAAGAUCAUGCAUCUCAGAGGCAAGUGUGCUCUUGAUGUAGGAGAAGGUCUGAUGUAAGCAAAGCUCGAUUGGGUUGGAACGCCAUGCAAUGCCUAGCACAUAUCCAGCAGCCAAAUUCUGAGUAUAAACACGUUUAUAAAAGGAUUCCUCCUCUGUCCGUAGUUGCCAGGCGUGAAGCCCCAUUCAGUGCUCUGGUUUGGCUUGGCUUCUUCUCAGCAUUCCCUGCUCACAUCCUGGACGUUUAGCAUCGAAACACCUUGUGGUGUCUUUCGUUGGGUUUCUUCCCACUCCACAAACAUAUCCAAAUCACUAGAGCUGGUUCUGUUUUCUUACAACUUCUGCAGACUGAUUUAGAACAAGAAGGGUAUAUGAAGGAUCCCAUUAUUCAUUAUUUUAUAUUAUUUAUUACUUAUAUCCUGCUUUUCCUCCAAAGAGCACAAGCUUGCUGUCAGGAUGCUGACAGAGGCCCCCGGCUGGUUGCCCAGGAAAGUAUUAAAAACAAGGGAAAGUUUCUUACCAUCCUUUUUUAUUCAAUAUUUACAGAGAGAGGCUAUAGAACCCUGUCUCUUGGAUAAUGGCAUUGUCCUGAGUGAAUCUCCGCCCCUGUCUCUCCCACUUCCUCAUUCAUCACUUCUAUGGGUACUGCUACGUGCCUUGUCUUUGCUCUCCUACUUUCAAGGCUCGCCAGGUUCUGGGAAGGAUGGGGGGUCUGGAAGGCUUUCCUUUUUUUUAAUAAUAAUUUUUAUUAAAUUUACAUUUUACCAUAAUCACAAUCCUUUAAAUAAUCUCAUCACCAAAAAACAUUGCUCAAAUUGAGCUUUGACUUCCUCCCACCCCACUCUCUGGCUUUCAUAAAUAUUCACUUACAUCUUAGCAUUUCUAUAACCACCUAUUUACCUUCUUUCUAUCUUAAUAAAAUUUACCUUGUUAAUUGUAAACCAGUUCCCAAUAUUAACAUUACAAAAUAUUUUAACUCAAACCCACAAACGUUUUCAAAUGUUUACAAUGUUCUUUCAUAUAUUGUAUAAAUUUACUCCAGUCCUUUUCAAACAGUUCAUCGCGCUGAUUUCGGAUCUUCCCCGUCAGCUUUGCCAAUUCUGCAUAUUCCAUCAUUUUGAUCUGCCAUUCUUCCACUGUUGGAAGUUCUUGCUGCUUCCAUUUCUGGGCCAAGAGUGUCCUUGCUGCCGUUGUAGCAUACAUGAACAGAUUUUUAUCUUUUUUAGGAAUUUCAUCUCCAAUUAUGCCUAACAAAAACGCCUCUGGUUUUGUAUUAAAGGUGUAUUUAAAAAACCUUUUUCAAUUCAUUAUAUAUCAUGUCCCAAUGUUGGGUUGAAAUAAACGACAGACGAAUGUUGGGUUGAAAUAAACGACAGACGAAUGGCAAGUGUCAUAUGGGAGGCAUCUGCCGAGCAUGUCUCGGAAAGUCCCUUUUAUUGAAUAUUACAGCAUUGCCACAUAUGUGCUUGUUGCUGAUUGGUUAACACAAAUACAAUGCAAGGGCAUUAAUCAUCAAUAGAUUAAAGGUUGGGAAAGGGAACACAUGGUUGGACAGGUAUGAAAACCUCCUUAUUAAACUAUUACUAGUGAUUGAUAUUGCUGGACAGGUCCUUAUUAAACUAUUACUAGUGAUUGAUAUUGCAACACUUAAAGGAGCAUAACAAUCGCAUUCCGUAGAUGUGGUCAACCAUGCAUUAAGAACAGGUCAGGGUACGAUGUUUCAUGAACUCAGUGUGAACUGAACAUUCUAGGGUGGAUGAGGAAGGAAUGCUUCAGCUUCAUGUGCAGAAGCAGAACUUCCCAUCAAAUAGGCUUUAACCUUUAUACACGUCCACCACAUAUGGAAGAAAUUCCUCUCCUUCUCCUUACAUUUGGGGGUCUGGAAGGCUUUCCAAUGACACCGUGUCCAUCAGCUGUCACCCUGCUUCCUCCUUCCCCCUCCCCCUCCUCUCCUAUUAUUUCCCAACUUUCCCCCUCCUCUGCCUCUGAGCUGUGACCUCCCUCAAACCACUGUUGUAAGUCUAUAUUGUCUUCCUCUUUCUCCUCCCUGGAAAGGUCAGAGUGGGGAGGCGGUCUCCACCAUUCCUCCUCUGCCCAGUCCUUGACACUAGCACACGUCCCUCUCUGUUUGACCCCCCCCCCACUCCAUGACCCUGUGAGGUAGGUUAGGCUGAGAGAUAGGGUCCAGGGUAACCCAGUGAGCUUCAGAAGGAUGACUGAAUAUUUGAACCCGGAUCUCCCCAACCCUAGUUCAAUCAAUACAGCACCAUCUCCCUCCACCUUUUCUUUUUAAAAUAUCAGAUGCAGUUGUGUGUGGAAGCUGACUUAUAAUAAUAAAUAAUAAUAAACUUUAUACCCCUCCCUUCCUGGCCAGAGCUGAGCUCAGGGCAGCUAACACCAAUAAAAUCACAGUAAAAAACAUAAUAGGGGAAAAGGAAAAAAAGGGGGGAAAAUUAAAUACAGGUUAAAAUGCAAUUUAAAAUGCAGCCUCAUUUUAAAAGUAGCCAAUAAAUCAAGACCAUAAGGGGAGGGAAACAUAAGGGUCAGACUGAGUCCAAACCAAAGGCCAGGUGGAACAGCUCUGUCUUGCAGGCCCUGCAGAAAGAAGUCAAGUCCCGCAGGGCCCUAGUCACUUGUGGCAGAGCGUUCCACCAAGUCGGGGCCAGUACUGAAAAGACCCUGGCCCUAGUUGAGACAAAUCUAAUCACUUUGCAACCUGGGACCUCCAAAAUGUUGUCAUUUGUGGACCUUAAGGUCCUCCGCUAAAGGUGGCCAAUACCCCACCAACUUCUGGAUGGCCACAGCCAACCCCUUGCCAUCCUAUUUACAACCAGUCAGAGGGUGGCUCUGCUUGUCACUGGCUUUGCCUGUACCAUCUCCCCAUCUCCCAGGCAUAUACCCGACGGGCACUAAUCACUCCUAGUGAUCAUGAAGAACUGGUGCUAAUUUAAGAAGGUAGCCAAGAUGUGAGCUGCUGCAAAGAAGGUGCCCCGCACCAAGAUGAUCAACAAAGUUCUCCGCAACUAGUGCCCCUACAAGCAGCUGCCUGCAGAUUCAAUGAAUCAGUCCAGUUUUCCUCCUGCAGACGAGACACACUUGUCUGCUUGCCAUAUGGGGAGUUAAUUUCUCAGCCUCUCCCCAAUAGCACAUUGCUGGUGGUGUUUCUGCAGCGGUCUGUGCUGAAGCAGCAACCAGCAAACUGACCUCAAAGUGUUUGAACACAUAACAGAAAGCAAGAAUAUUCUCUUUUUUAAAAAAAAUGCAACGUUUACUAGAAGGUUUUAGGCUGUGUUCAUAUACACACACUUGCCUGAGUAUAUGCUUCAUUGUGCCUCUCUGACAAUACUGAGCUGGGGAGAACCUAGGUUCCUAUGACAUUUGAUUAGUGUACAUAUCAUCUUCACUUAUCCUCCUUGUUUUUCCAGUCACGACACUCCGCAUUGCCCUCAUGGGAGAAACCAAGUAAGACUAGGAAUGUGGCUUUAAAAAUCCAGAUGAGCACCACUGAUGAACACAGAUAAAAAAAAUUGCAUGGUGAUAAUAUAACAUUGGUGACUCUGGAUUGUGGAAGUGCUGCCAUUCCUUUACCAGUAGUACUUGUGAAGAAAUAAUAAUGUAACCUUCUGUGGACAGGAACAGCCUAGGUUUUGUUGCCUAUGCUCUGGUACCCUCUAAGUUAGGUUACUGCAAUGCUGUUUCUGAAGGUGGUUCAGAAGUGGUAGCAGGUGCACAAUCCACAACCAGAUUGUUGACCUAUGCAAAAGGAUCUGAACGUACAUCACCAAUUCUGACAAAGCUGCAGUGGCUUCUAAAUGGUUUCCUGGCCCAGUUCAAGGUGCUGGUUUUCACCUAUAAAGGCUUCUGUGACUCAAGACCCCAAGACCUCAAGGACUACCUCUCCCCACAUGAACCAACCCCAACCCUGCACUCAUCACCCAAGGCCCUUCUCCAUGUUCUCAGAGAACAGGCCUUCUCAGUGGUGGCCCCUUGCUUGUAGAAUGCUCUUCCCAGGAAGUCAUCCCUGACUCCAUCAAUACCUGUCUCCAGGUGCCAGGCAAAAAUGUUCCUUUUCUGCUAGGCCUUUGGCCUUCAAUUAUCUGUGGCUUCCUUCGUGGGUAAAGUGGGUUAAUCCUUCUUUUUUAGAUAUAAAUAUGGAUGAGUUUUAGCUUUUACUCUCUUUUAGUUUUAUAUUGCUUUUAAUUUGUAUGCUGCUUUUUGUAAGUUGCUCUGACUUACUUUUUGUAAAAUAACUAAAUAAAAAAGUGACUACCAAGCUGAAUUAAUAAUAAUAUGAAUAGAAAGGAAUAGAUCAUAGAUAUACAAUCAGGUGCCCUAGGGUUUUUAACAUCCUCUGUUCGAAAAAGGACUUCUCUUCAUUUGACUAUGGAACGGAUAUUUACUGCAUACAGUUUGGUAGUGUUAUGGUGCCAUCUACAGAUUUUUUUCUAAACUUUCUGUGCAUUACAGUACUGCUAUACAGAGUAUAAUUGCUACUUCUUGGUACAGCUUUAUUAUGUAUACAGCUAAAAACAACAACAAAAAACCAACAACAGAGGACGCCUUUCUAUCAUGAAACUCUUUGGUUAGCUUAACCCCUAUGUUGCCUUCUGUACAAAUGUUUGUCUGGGACAGGAAAUAAUGUUAUUUGGAUAGUCCCCCCCCCCCCGAUGUAUUGCCUAAACUUCCUCUUUUGGACAAGAGUGGGAUAUUUUGCUUUAUGUGCAUAAAGGUAAAGGUAAAGGUACCCCUGCCCGUACGGGCCAGUCGUGUCCGACUCUAGGGUUGUGCGCCCAUCUCACUUAAGAGGCUGGGGGCCAGCGCUGUCCGGAGACACUUCCGGGUCACGUGGCCAGCGUGACGAAGCUGCUCUGGCGAGCCAGCACCAGCGCAGCACACGGAAACGCCGUUUACCUUCCCGCUAUAAAGCGGUACCUAUUUAUCUACUUGCACUUAGGGGUGCUCCUAGGUGGGCAGGAGCUGGGACCGAAUGACGGGAGCUCACCCCGCCACGGGGAUUCGAACUGCCGACCAUACGAUCGGCAAGUCCUAGGCACUGAGGUUUUACCCACAGCGCCACCCGCAUCCCUCUUUAUGUGCAUAGGAUGUGGUAUUAUGUUGCAAGAAUCUAAUCAUUAAUUAUUAUUAUUAUUUUUAAAAAACCUAUUAUACUGUACAGCAUAAGGGAAGAGGUCACAAAAGGAUCACAGACACUGCCUUGAAGACCUACAAGUCCAAGAAAAGGCAGCUCAAAAUAAAUGCCCUGUCUUUUGUAACUCUUCGGUUUUCAACACUAAAAGCUCCUGGCUGGUUAAAAAGAACUGUUUCUCAUGCUUAUUCUGUCCAAUUUUAUUAUAUAUAAUAAAUAUAUAAUCACAACCAGUAUAUUAUGAUUUACUUUUGCUGAUCAUUCAUAUGUCUAUCAUCUAUCUAUCUAUCUAUCUAUCUCUAUUUCAUUGAUAUCUGUAAAAUUUAAAUACACCAAAGGAUACAAAAGCCCCCUGUGGGAGAAAAAUCAAGAAAUUGCAUCUCAGACUCAUUUCUUUUUUUCUUCCUUUCUUUCUUGAAACAGUGGCAAAGAAUCCUACUGCUCCUACUCCCCAAGGUAAGAAAAUUUUUUUUUAUCACAUUUAUGUUAAAUAUUUGCUAUAGAUGGGUCAUGAUCCAGUUCUAUGAGUGGGGUGGGCAGUGGGGAGGGCAAUAAGUAAGCCAUGAGGGAUUGGGUCAGCUCCCUCAUUUGCAAGACAAACACCCAGAAUAUAUAUCACAGGCGGACUGGGUUCAGUUGCAUCUUACAGAGAAUGAAAAUUAUAUAUAUAGAAUGAACAAGAAUUUGCCGUUGAAGAUCAGAGUGCCAACUGAUUCAAAAUAAAUUGCAUUUUGUUAGGAAUACAACUACUCACUGCCAAUUUUGCUGUGCAAGCCUAUAACUAUCCCUUGCCCCACUCUUUUUACAAUUUUGUUGGGUAUUCUCUCUCCCAAUUUACCUUUGACCUGCUCCUCAGUCCUGGGAACUAUAUUUAAGACUUUACUUGGAUUAAUUGUGACUUCAUUGCUUUUUAUCACUUUUUAGUUGUCGUGAAUAUAGAGCCAAUAAAGAGUUGGCUGUAGGCAUAGUCAUGGUUAGAGUAGACCUGUUGAAAUUAAUGAGAUUUACAUUGAUCUCUAACCUAGGUCCCAUAGAUUUCUGUUCUGUUCUAAGCAUGAUCUGGAUCUAACCCAUAGUAAUUAAAGAACAGAUUUUCCCUCAUUCAUGUUUCAGACUUAUUUCAGUUCAAAUAUCUAGUUCAACUUCCAGAAAACUUUUUGAAAGAAAGCUGCAAUUAAAUGGGAUUGAUUGAGCAAAUACACAGGUUGCUCUACAAUGCAUUAUAUCAGGGAAGUGUUCUUAAUCUGGGUUAAUUUUAGUAGCAAAUCCAGAACCUAGCAAUGGAAAUUGUUCUGGAUUAAUUAGCAAAGAACACGAGGACUUUUGGGUGGGCUCCUGCCACUUCUUCCAUCUUCCAUACAGUGUCUAGCAUACAGUGUCUAGAGAGCCAGUGUGGUGUAGUGGUUAAGAGCGGUAGACUCGUAAUCUGGUGAACUGGGUUCGCGUCUCCGCUCCUCCACAUGCAGCUGCUGGGUGACCUUGGGCUAGUCACACUUCCUUGAAGUCUCUCAGCCCCACUCACCUCACAGAGUGUUUGUUGUGGGGGAGGAAGGGAAAGGAGAAUGUUAGCCGCUUUGAGACUCCUUCGGGUAGUGAUUAAGCGGAAUAUCAAAUCCAAACUCCUCUUCUUCUAUAUUCAGCCGCAAGGUAUUUGUCAGGCUUUUAAACUGCCACUUACAUGAAGCCUUUGGCAAAUCAGAGUUGGCAACUCAGCUUAAGUUUGGUAAGAUGGGAGAUGUGGGCCUUUUUUGGUUUCUUUUGGACCACCCAUGUGCCACACAUCACUAUAGGUAUGUACAUAUGAUCAAGAAGGCUAGUGACAUUUUUCGAAGGCUAUUGCCAUGUUCAAUUUUUAUCCAAAGGGAGUGUUCGGCAGAUAAAUAUCCUUGAAAUUCUGAGCUGCACCUGGCAAAGGUAAAAGGCCAUGCUCAAUGCUCUUUUUUCUAGAAAAAAGAGGUGCCGGAACUCACCAGAACUCCCUUGUUCACUUAGAAUGGCAAUGGCGGCCACUGAGUUCUGGUUGAAAAACAAGCCCUGGCCUUCCAUGAGGGGUGUGCUGGUCCCAUGGGUUACCCGAGAGGCGAGGUCCAAGUCCGGUCCGUGGUCAAAGGUGCAACGUGGAGGCAGUAGUAGCUGAAGCUGGGUGCAGAGCAGGGAGUCGGGUCAAGUCAGGAACAGGCAUGCAAACAGGGAGCCAGGGCGGGUCAGGAGCUCUGGCAGAAAAGCAGGACAGGGUUCAGGCAGGAACUAACAACCAACAAUGUUGCUCCCACAACUUGGGACUGGUGCCGGCCGGCUUUUAUCUGCCCCGAGGCAUAGGGCAGCCCCGAUCCUCUGGUGACUCCCCUCUCCUGGCCUGGAGGCGAGCACUCCUCCUGCGGGAACUUAGUUCCCUCCGCCUCUCUGCCCUGAGCCUCUGCAGCUCAGGAGAGGCUGGAGGGUUACUGGACCCAGAGGCAACCUCAGCCUCCCCUGACGUGGCUGAGAGUGGAGCACCUGCAGGCAAUGGGUCUUCCAUCACCUCAGGAGCCAGAGCAGACUCAGCUGAUGCCUGCACCUGAGGACCCAGCACAGGUGAGGACCCUUCAGGCUCAUGCCCCAGUCCCGGCUCAGCUGGUUCUGGAGGCGGGGAAUCCUGUGCAGGCUGGGAUCCCUCAGGUUCAGCAUCCAAGUCGAAUCCCAGGCCAUCACAAGGAGUUUUGCUGGGAUGCACUAGCUAACGGCCCCCUCUGCCAUAUACCUGUUGCCAUGGGCUGCCUCCAGUUAGAGAAAAGGUCUGCAGGGAGGAGCCUGUUGUACUUCUGUAGGCGUCCUGUUGCAGAUCUCCACCGUCACAAUACCUUGAGGGAGGAAGACCAGGUGAUGGAGACAUGUCAGAGGAGGAGGGGCCAGAGGGUGUGGCCCUGCUCUCCCCUCCUUGCGUCAGCAUUGAAUGUCUGAAAAGAGCUGGGAUGGGGAACCCGUGGAUCUCCAGCUGUUGCUGGACCGCAGCUCCCAUCAGCCACAGCCAGCAUGGCCAGGGCUCGGGGAUGAUGGGAGUUGUAGUCCAAUAACAUCUGGAGGGCCACAGCUUCCCCAUCCCUAGAACAGGUCUUCGUACUGAGUGCCAGUUGCACAUCCCUACUGAGGGCUUGCAAGGGUGGGUAUUCUCCAGACUCCAACAUGACAUACCUAGUCUUUGUACCAUGAAGCGAAUCCCUCGCUUCAGAUAUCAUGGAUUUUGUAAACUUGGAGUUGAACUACACGUGACAUGGGAGUUCCUUGCUUGGAAGACAAAGGCCCAGAUUUGGAGGGUUGAAGUCUACCCUUUCCCCCACACCCCAAGCUGUUGUUAUCCAUGAGGUGUGAAAUGUCUGUGAGAUUUUCUCCCUGGGGCUAAUAGCAACUUUGGAAAGCGAUCUGGAUUUGGGUUGUAGAAGAGCACAGAAUUAGGCACCCCCCUCUUGCAAAGCGUGGCUGUUCCAGUUAUGGCACUUCCAACACCAUAGCCUAAUCCGUAUUGGUAAGGAUGGAAUGGCAGACCCCUGGAAGCAUAACAGUCCUUGUAAUUCAUCCUGGUUGAACAGACUGCUGGUGUCUUGCCAUGCUGCAAUGCCACUCUGUUUAAGACUCUGCUGUGUAACAUGGCUGAUUUGUUUAUUGCCCUCCCCCCUCACGUGCUCACCUUAGGAACUCUUCUUGGCUCUUCUCCCAUACUUCCACGCACCACUCCACCCUCACCUGCAAGCACCUCUGAAGCAAAGCCUGGCUCUGCGACCAAAGAGGCAGUGACCCCCACUUACCAGGCCUCCAAUGCUUCCGGAAUACCUGUUAGCAAAGCAACUGCCACCCCUGCGACUGCUGUCUCUGCCAACGUCACAGGUUUGCUUUGGAGUUUUCUGAUAAGAGAUUGUACUGCCCCAGGAAUACUGUCCUCUCUCGGGAGAGUGUUGGUGGUGGUGGUGGUGGGGAGCCUCAUCACAUAACUGCUACGUGGCUGGAAACUUUACUUGAAUAAGUAUGUUGAGUUGCAAUGCAAUGGAUGGUGAAUGGCCGACUCUACAACCAUAAAAUUAGAGCAGAAAUUAGGAGAACAGCCAUUGGGGCAGCGGGCUGAGAGGUACGCAUGGACAGCUGCUGAGGGCAGGAAGCAUCUCUGUGUUAGCAAGACUGAAGCUGGCUUUGUGGCUCACUUCACUCAUCUUUGCAGAGUUGCUCACACUGGGGAGCUGAUCCCAUUACGACCUUUUUCUGCUUGGCUAGCUACAUGAAUGAAGGGGCAUGCAUGUGAACUGGGCUAAUUGUACUAAUGAUAGGCUGUCCCCCUCCCCUCCAAAGCAUGGUUAGAAUCAGGCUUAAAGUUAAAGGUGAAAGUUAAAGGACCCCUGGACGGUUAAGUCCAGUCAAAGGCGACUAUGGGGUUGCUGCGCUCAUCUUGCUUUCAGGCCAAGGGAGCCAGCGUUUGCCCACAGACAGCUUUCUGGGCCAUGUGGCCAGUAUGACUAAACCACUUCUGGUGCAAUGGGACACUGUGACGGAAGCCAGAGCGCAUGGAAACACCGUUUACCUUCCUGCCGCCACAGUACCUAUUUAUCUACUUGCACUGGUAUGCUUUUGAACUGCUAUGUUGGCAGCAGCUGGGACAGAGCAAUGGGAGCUCACCCCAUCGCGGGGAUUCGAACUGCUGACCUUCUGAUCAGCAAGCCCAAGAGGCUCAGUGGUUUAGUCCACAGCGCCACCCGCGUCCCAUAGAACCACCUGGUGAGCCCACACAGUUGAUGCUCCAGGUAGCAACCGCAGCAUGUUUCACAGUACUGCUGCUGAAUUAGCUUUGAAAGAGAUCAGGAAUACUGCUUCCUUCUCUGAAGGGUACCCGUUAACCAGUUAAUGUUUUGCUGUUGUAUUGUAACAAUGGUAAUAAAAAUUAUUGCACUUUUGUUACUACAGAGAUUGUUCCAACAAGCAGCUCAUCCUCCCUCCCUCGCACGGACGCAAACUCUUCCAGCACUCAGGCACUCAGCAGCACUGCUGCCCCUCCUUCACUCUCUCCCUCCACCAUCACGCACGCACCACCAGGUUUGCCGUGUUGUUCUUUGCAGUGUUCCUGAGCAAUGUCUUAAGUACUGGGCAUGAAUAUUCAGUUUGUGGGAUAGCUAAGCAUUAUCAGAAUGCAUAUAUGUUUUGCUUGAGGUUGCUAAGCUGAGGCUGGACAACCACUUCUGAGGGAUGCUUUAACAUUGAAUUCCCUGUAUUGGCAGGGAUGUCAACCAGGUGAUUGUUGAGGUUCUUUUGAAAUCCGGAUAUCUUUAAGCUUUUAAUUGCAUUAUAAGGCUGGGUAGUCAUUGGAGGAUGCAUUCCUGUGUGUCUAGUUUAAAAAUAUCAAGUCAGUGGCCAACUUAGUGCAUUUUGGACAUCUAACCAUGAACAUUGACUUCACAUGAUCUCCUAAACAAUGUCAUUCAGUCUGCACAUUCAGUCUGCACCCGGCCUUUAGAAUCAUAGAAUCAUAGAGUUGGAAGAGACCACAAGGGCCAUCGAGUCCAAUCCCCUGCCAAGGAGGAAACACCAUCAGAGCACUCCUGACAUAUGAUUAUCAAGCCUCUGCUUAAAGACCUCCAAAGAAGGAGACUCCACCACACUCCUUGGCAGCAUGAUUUGCUUGGAAACACGCUAUGAGUGCUGGUGCACACAUCAUGCUAAGUCAACGCUUAGCUCAAUUGGUUAGAGUGAUCCGAAGAAAGGAGGAGUGAAAUGACAGCUAUGUUUGUUCACAUGGGUUAUGGCUUGCCGUGACACGUGAACACACCCAAUUUGUCUUAUAGAAGAAUUCUCACCAGUUAUUCCUGCCCCUUGAUACAUUAAACCAGACAUGCACUUACCAAACAAAUCAAUGUACUAAAAGCUAGGAUCCCGUGAAAAGGAUCAUUGGGGGACAAGUUACUUGUAUGUAUCUUUUUCUGGCGGUGGCGGAGGGUUUCCACAUCACUUUAUCUACACACUAAGAAAAGCCCCACCUAUUUUACCAUAUUACAGUGGUUUCAAAGGCUCAGAAGCAGGAUGAGAAAGAACAUUGGGAACCCUACAUGAAUAGCAAAUUCAGGAAUUACUUUUGCCAGUGUAAAAUUCUUCCUGGAAGUGAUUCCAUGUGCAGAUAGUUUAUUUUAAAUAUUACACUUUUGAAAGGUUAACCUUAAUUCCAGUUUUUAGUAAGCAAGGACAUAACAAACAGGGAGCAUCUCCUUUGCAAACCUCCUGUUUUACACAUCCUGUUUUAUAUGUCUAUAAUGGUAGGAACUCCUUUAAAUGAAACAGUUAACUAAAUAAAUGCCAGUGGUUCUUAUGUAGAAUUAUGUAGAAUUUCCCUGGAGCUUUAUGACUCGAGAGUCUAGGCUGCUUUGAACCAAAGAAAGGUUUCACAGCUAUGAACAAAUAUAUUAUGAAGUUGCUGUUGUUUUUAAGGCCCAGUGUUGUUGAAGUCAGCAUUUAAUACUGUGUAGUUGGGUAAUAAAUAUUUGCUGUACUGAGGCCAAAAGGUAAGAGUCACAUUGCGCGCGCGCGCACACACACACACACACACACACACGUUAACCCAAGAGAUGCUGGCCAUUUGAGCCAUUUCUAAUUAAUACCACAUUUGCACUGAUGUUACAAAUUUGUAUAAAACCAGGACAGAGUUAAUUUGUCUUCCAGUAUCUUAAAAUCAUUUAGAAUAGAAAACAUUUUUCAUUCUCGAUUUUAAUUGAGUUGAUAAGAACACAUAUAGUUUUAUUUUUAUAUGUAUAGUGAGGGAAUAAUGUGAAAGAAAAUAAAGAAGAAGAAAACAAACAAAAGAAAAAUUGAAAUCGUGAUACAAUUGAGUAUAUCAGUAAUACAAUUCUUCCAAUAAAUGUAGAAUUACUCUUGAUAAAUGGAUUCCAUGUUGUUAUAUUUAUCCAGACACAAUCUACACCCAAAAGAAUACCUAUAGUUUUUAAACUAACCAAUGAUCUCUCCAAAAAAAGGAGCCAUAAUCCAAUGCAUGCCCACCCACCGUGGUAGACUUGUAAAAAUGAGGAAGGAAGGAACCUUUAUUCAUAUAUCAAAGUGAAAUGUUUUGUAGACAUCUGAAUUAUCACUUCUGUUCUUCAUUUCGAGUAAGAAAUUAAGACUGCAAUCUUGUACAUACUUAUCUGGGAUUAAGUCCUACUGAACUAAAUGGAUCUUACUUCUGAGUUGGUAUGAAUAGAGAAGAACUGUUGCAGCAGCAUCUUAUGCAAACACCCUCAGAAGUAAGACCCACUCUCUUCAAUGGUGCUUAUCUGCAGGUCUCUGUGUGUAGGACUGUACUUUAUAUUCCCAUUAAGAAGACUAGUUUUCCUUUUUACAGGAGAAGGAACACAUUUUCUCAGCUUGCAGUUCUUCUUCAAGGUUGUUUCCAUUCAUGGGGAUAUGGCAUCAAUAAUUGCUGAAUGUAACGCUAACGUUCUGUUUAUUUCCUGGCAGAUGAUGGGGAUAAUUCCACCACGCAUACCAACAUUUCAGCGUCCUCUGGCACUCCAGCAAACAUCCCUUCAACUCUCUCAGAGACCACCCCUGGUCCAAUAGGUGACAAACCUGCACACAUUUAAGAGCAUUGCUAGCACCACAUGCAUGCAUGGCUUUGAAUGGCAUCCAAAUUCCUUUGAGAAUGAAAUUUUUCCUGUGCAAACACAAUUGAAAUGAAUUGGAUUCGUGCAGAAAUUAUUUAUGAAUUCCAAUCCAAGGAUCUGAUUUAAGAGCCAAGACUGACAUCUGGCAUUUGAGAAGUGGGAUACUGCUUUAUCUAAAUUGGCAUAUCUUAUCCCAAUUCUAGAAUGCACUGCAACAAACAUAAGAACUUGCUACUUUAAGCAAAUUAUCCAUUUAAUUUAGGUGGCUUUCUCAAUAGACAGCACUUUUCAAUCUCUGUUACUGUGUAUUUGUCAUAAAAUUUCAUUAACAGCAGAAGACCAUAGCACUUGGUCACCAGUCAUACUGAAAUGUAUUGUAACAGUGAUUGGAAUUGAGGAUAAUAUGAAUAUUCAAGAUUUCACAAUAACAUCAAAAUUAUAAUAAAUUAUAAUUUAAAAAGGAAUUGAUCUAAAAGGUUCCUGCUACUUAUUAAGGAAAGUUUUGGUGAUCAUAAAAAGCGUAGAGCUGACUGAACAGAAAAUAAAUAAAAGCAAAGCAGGAGCAAAGAAUAAAUAAAAAUAAAAGCAGAAAAAAGAUGGCAAAAAUUAUAAAUGGUAAACCAACUUGGAAGCGCUGCUAAAAUAUAACUAAAUUGUAGCCCUGGGGUUACAAUGCAGCAGCUCCACUCACAGAAGAAGAAGAAGAAGAAGAAGAGUUUGGACUUGAUAUCCCGCCUUUCACUCCCCUGAAGGAGUCUCAAAGUGGCUAACAUUCUCCUUUCCCUUCCUCCCCCACAACAUACACUCUGUGAGGAGAGUGGGGCUGAGAGACCUCAGAGAAGUGUGACUAGUCCAAGGUCACCCAGCAGCUGCAUGUGGAGGAGCGGAAACGCGAACCUGGUUCCCCAGAUUACGAGUCCACCGCUCUUAACCACUACACCACACAGACUUUUCUGUGAACAAUGGAACGUCCUCUUCCUUUCCUUUUCCCUGCAGUUCCCCACACACCCUCAAAGGACUUUGGAGGACCUCCUGGAGCAGUUUUUGGAGGUUGGGAGAGAGGAGAGGAAGCAGAGGUCCCAUUGAAUGAACAGAAUUCUGCUCACGAAACCCUGGAUUUGGUCACUGCUCUGAUGGGAGGCAAUUUAAGACUCCUAGAUUUUCCACCUUGAAUUCCAUCAUGCAAGAAAGGUGGAGUAAGACUAUCAUUAAACGUUUUAAAGUGUUGGAUCCCCUAGAAAGUGCUACUGGGCUACACUGCUGAACUGCAGCUCCCAGUUCACCCCAGCAAGCAUGGCAAACGCCCUGGGAUGAUAUGAAUGGUAGGUCACCAGAAUAUGCAGGGACAAAGGGUUCCUCACACCUGAUAUAGGUAUUUAAAGGCACAUUUUCUUAUGGAAGCAGAACAGAACAGUCCUAUGUGUACACACUUUUGAAAGUGGCAAAUAGACCAAUUCAUCCAUCUCCAAGUCAAUGAAAAUGUAGGAAAAUGUAAGGAAGAAUAACUGCCAAUGGAAUGAAAGCAACGAACUUCAUAACUUCACAAGAAAGUUCAAGCGAUAAGUCAAACAAACAUCACAAAGCAAAAAUGGAAUUACUGUUUUUCCCCAACAAUAAAUGUAGACAAACCCCACAUGCAGCAGGCCUGCCCCAAGAUCAGAGAAUAGUGAAGCAAUCAAAUAAAUGUUUGGCUAUCUGACAAGCCGUUGAAUUAACCUCAGACUGGAUCGACGGUUGCAAGCAUUUAAAUAGCUUAUUAGGGAAAAUAAUUUACACUUUGUCAGAACCUGUCUUCUGAGGACAGAUUAGUAGAAAAUAGAAAAUAGGAAAUUCGGAAAAUAAAAUAAACUUUUAAGGCUAAGAUUAUAAGUAGGCGGUUUCAGUGGGAAAUUGCUAGUUUUGCAAAACAUUUUUAGUCAUUUUGCAGUGACCUAAGUUGUCACGUCGUUUUGAACAGGUAUGACAAUAUACAGUAAGGAUGCAGACAUGUUUGCUGAGAGGUCCCACUAGGGAAAGCGUGCAUUAGAUUGCACUAUUACUAAUAUAAACUAUUUGCCCAAUGAUAUGAUGUUUUAAUUUACUUGGCUUUAAUGUAGCACAAAGAAGUCAACAGUGUGGGCCCAAGAUUAGGUCUUCUGGAGAGGGUACCACCCACCAAAAGGCUCAGAUGGUAGGGGAACUCAGAGAUGGGACUUAGCCAUACAGAAUCUCUGUAAGGUACAGGUGCAAUAUAAAUAACCAUAUUUUGAGACUUAACAUCGGCAACAGAAUUCAGCUGCUCUUGCCUAAGGUCUAAUUUCAUUUCAAUAACGUUUACACAGGAAAUGUUUUUUGGUGGAAACCAAUAAAAAAAUGUUGUAAUUUUGUGGCUGUAAGAGUUUGCUCUGAAGAUGCUACUGCCCUGACAUGAUGUCUACCCCAAUAUAAGAACAGACAGGCGACAGAAACUCCCGGCAAACACCAAGCAUUUGUAGGGCUCAAGUUACCAUGGCUCAGUUGUAGGGCCACCUUUACUGAGAAUCCUGCAACUGACUAGGACCGCUGCAACCAGUAGCAGCCCAGUGUAACAAGGCCUUGGAGGCCGUUCAGCUGCCAAGCGACCAAUUGCAGCAGAGCCACAAGUGGAGGAAUACUGUCUUCUGGACGCUGUAUUAGCUGUGGUUGAGGUUUGCUGGUGCCUGCAUGUAUUCGCUGGGCCUGGGGUGCAUAUCAUAUCAGAGCAGCAAGGUCUGUAGGCCACACCUCAAGUACUGUAUACUGCAUUUACCUCCAUUUGAAUGCUAUUUCAUUGGUCCCCAGUAAUUAUGCAGUAUUUCAAUUACUCAAUGCAAAGUAUAGUUAACUGUGUUUAUGCUUAAAUACUAUGAAAAAGAUCAAAACCAUAGUAUAAAAGGUACGAUGUUAUAUAGAUAUUUUAAUGAUGGAAGCUUAUAUUUUAAUGUCUUAACGUAAUUGGUUUUUAUGUUUUGUAAGACACUUAGAAGCUUAUAUUGGCACUAAGCAGUAUAUAAACACACACACAUAUACACACUGUAUGUGAAUAAUUACCGUAUUUUUUGCUCUAUAAGACUCACUUUUUCCCUCCUAAAAAGUAAGGGGAAAUGUGUGUGCGUCUUAUGGAGUGAAUGCAGGCUGCGCAGCUAUUACAGAAGCCAGAACAGCAAGAGGGAUUGCUGCUUUCACUGCGCAGUGAUCCCUCUUGCUGUUCUGGCUUCUGAGAUUCAGAAUAUUUUUUUUCUUGUUUUCCUCCUCCAAAAACUAGGUGCGUCCAGUGGUCUGGUGCGUCUUAUAGAGCGAAAAAUACGGUAUUUUCUCUUUGAUACGUUUAUAAUGAAGAGCCUUCUAAGAUUUUAUCUUCUUUCUUACAGCUACUCCCGUGGACUGCAGUAAGUUUUAAUGUUUUCUUGAAGAUGGAACCCAACUUGUUAGAUGUCCCUUUUGUUAUUCUCGAGGACACAGAUAAUUCUCAAGAACGAUAAUGAAAUACAGAAAACCAGGCAUUAAAAAUGUGCCUGUAAAUUGCAAGAUUUGGGAGUCACUAGCAAAUAAUGGGACCAUUCACAUAUAUGACUCGUGCAUAAAAGAAAUAUCUUUGAAUAUCCGUAUAAUAUGUAAGCUAAAUAUGUAGCUAAAAAUCGACCAUUCCUUUUCAUUCCCUGAACUUCAUGAAGAUCAACAACUGUGGCCUCGCAGGAACUCGAGGUUCUCCUGUAUUUUGCAGCCCCCUCUUACACAAACAGCAGUCAAAAGAUCAAAGGGCUAUGAAGCACAAGCAGUGGCAGAUCUGAGGGCUUCAAAUUUCAACGACGCCCUGUGCAAUGCCAAAAUAUGGUGCCCCCCCCCCGGCUCUCACCUUCCAUUCUGCAGCAUAGUUACGUACGGUGCCCCUGAGGCUCUGCGCCCAGUGCGACUGAAUCAGUCAGGCUCUCUUAAAUCUUUCCCUGGCACAAGCCAAACUUGGCAGAGCUGCAGGGCAUGCCCCACCAAACAGGUAGCUGCUGAAUCAACAGCCUUGCUUUGUUUAGUGGCUGGGAUGGCAGGACAGGAAAGGGCAGAGACUGGGGGAGAAAUGUUACAAAUCAGAGGUUCGUUUUUAGCUGGUUCUUUAGAAGAAAGGAACACAAGUAGACCCAGAGAGUUGCAACUCAACAAAACAUAUUUAUUGUAUACAUUAAAACAGCAGUCCCUAAUACACACACACACACACACACACACAAUCUCUUGUAAAGUUUUUAUUAGUAUUCCAAUAUAUCCCCAAUAGUAGCCAAAUUAUAAUAAUAACAAUUAAUUACCAAAUUAUACAAUUAUCAAAAUGCCAAUCAACUUCUAAUUAUACAUUUUAGUUAAAGUGGCUCCCCGCAUGGUGGAUUGAGUUCAUUUCCGAUCUUAUAUCACUGUGUUCCAUAAUGUUCAUAUCAGUUACAUUUCAAUUAUAAGUCACACACACACACACAUUCUCAAUCAUACUCACCAACUUUACAGCAGUAGCUGACCAGGCUAUUGGCAAGAGGACGGGUGGCAGGCACUGUAGUGCUGGGAACCUGUAAAGUCCCUUCUUUAUAUCAGACAUUAUAUGGACCACUUACAAACAUGGACCACUUACAAACGCCAUCUCCAACUUCUCGAAAGAUUCCAUCAGCGGUCUCUCUGAAAAAUCUUACACAUCACUUGGGAAGACAGGUGAACUAAUCUCAGUGUACUGGAUGAAGCAAAGAUCACCAGUGUUGAAGCAAUGAUUCUUCAACACCAACUUCAUUGGAAGGUUAUCUUGUGCAGAUGCCUGAUUAUCGUCUUCCAAAGCAACUACUCUAUUCUGAACUUAAAAGUGGAAAGUGUAAUGCUGGUGACCAACAAAAGAGGUUUAAAGACAGUCUCAAGGCAAAUCUAAAAAAAAUGUAGUAUAAACACUGACAACUGGGAAACACUGGCCUGCGAGUGCUCCAGUUGGAGAGCAGCCUUUACCAAAGGUGUUAUGGACUUUGAAGACACUCGAACUCAGAACGCAAGGGAGAAACGUGCUAAGAGGAAGGCACGCUUGGCAAAUCCACACCAUGUUCAACUCCCGCCUGGGAACCAAUCUCCCCACUGUGAAAGGACGUGUGGGUCCAGAAUUGGCCUCCAUAGUCACUUACGGACUCAUUGUUAAAACCGUGUUUAUGGAAGACAAUCUUACUCAGCUACGAGUGAUCGCCAAGGAAGGAAAAGAUAUCAGACAAUACAGCUCUGGAGAUUCACUUCCAUCUGUUCAUCAUCAAAGCUGUUCAUCACGUUCCAGAGUUCAUCACACCCUUGUUAGUCAAUCUUGCUCAACACCUGUCCUUCAUUAUCAACCUGUUUGUACGUCAGGUCUCAUGAGCUCAGCACCUCUUCCUCACUUCGCUUGCCAACCUUAUCAGUUCCAAAAGUCUUAGUGAGACUCCAUUUUAGAGUGGUGUUCUUCAGCCUAAAAACAGGCCUACACUCAUUCCUCCAUUAAUGCCAUAAAUUUCUAAUGAAUAUGAUUAUUAUACUCAUUACAUAUUGCCAAUUGAGUUUGCAUUUAAGGCUGAAUCACUCACAUCCGCUCUUUCCAAAGCAACAUGAGAACUGAAACACAGGUGUCCUUCAAAAACCCAGAUUUUGCUGUGUAGCACUCCAACUGACUGCUCCUUACAACCACACCGAAACUUGGUGUGGGUGUAAUAUGUGUAGAUUAGUCAAAACUGCAUAGAAAAUAUGUGUUUAUUAGGAUAAAAUUGCACGAAAUUGAUCAAGGGUUUUUCUUUUAAAACCACAAACUGCUGAAGAAAUGCAGAGAACUGAACUUACAAAAACUGGAAAUGGAGACGACCAAUAUUGACAAGUCCUUCCAUGCCUAGGAAGGGGACAGGAUCACUGUGCCAGCCUGGAGAUGCUGCACCAAUUGGGUCAAUGGAUUCCAGGGCCUUCUGCUGGCUGCUGUUGUUGGGGAUCCUGCCAGGAGCACUUUUGCCUGUCUGUAGAUGUGUGUGUGGACAAGUGCCAAACCAAUAGAGUGAUGCUGGCAUGGCUGGCAGGAGGCCACCUAGGCUGCGCAGGGCGACAGCUCUGCCCAAUCACAUUCCACCACCACCCCAGCCUGACACAAAGGUGCUUUUUUUAUGGGGGAAUUGCUCUGUUGAUGAGCCUCCAAUGGCCAUUAUAUAUAUUGCUGAUGAGCUGCGCUUGGCUUGGUGAGUCACACAGGUUGGGCAGAUCUGGUUAAUGAACUGAAAUAUUACCAGUAUGAACUGAAGGAAAACAAGCAGCUGCAAAUCUAAGUAAUCAGCAGAAGAACAGUUUCUCUCACCUGUAGUGCACAUACUGUGCCUCUCUUUAAACUGUUAAUGCACAUUAAACAUUAUUUGUGGUUUGAUUGUUUUUAACAUGUUUCAGUGCAACAAGCAUUUAAACAUAUCUCUCAUCUCUUAGGUCGUAUAAACAUUUCAGUGGCUCGUUAUAAAUACAAUUCAGAAGGCGUCACUGCAGAACUUGCAGUUAUGAAAAGGGCAGAGCUGCAAAAUGUUAGCUGUGAAAAUGCCCACUGUACUUGGGACAAGGACCAAAGCACACUUGCUGGACUUCAAGAAUGUGACAAAUACAAGAUAGUAGCAUCUUUUAAUGGAUGUGAUGAUUUAACAUUAUCAGUUCAUGUCCCCCCUGGUAAGAUCAGAUACUUCUCAUUUAUUUAAGCAAAAUCUGCCUUCUUGUUUUUCAGCCACUCUGAUGAGCUGUCCUCCCCCCCAGUGCUAAGCUAUUGGGAGAACGUAACCUGGGGGUAUGUCAGAGGGCUAGAGAGGGUGCGGGAAGUCAGUUUUAAUUUUUUUGGUGUCAACUAAUAUCCUGGUUUUCAGUUUCUCACAAUAACAGGCUUUUAAAGCUAAGCAAUGUUUUUAUUUCUCCUUCCAUCGUAUCUCAUAGUCAUGUAACACAUAAAAGUACACUAAUUCAAAAUGAACACUGAAAACUGUGUUGGAUACUCAUUUGGGGUAAAAUGAUGCAACCCACUAAGCAAUGUAUUAUCCAGCAUGCUUUUAAAACUGAAAAAGAAAUACUGAACAGAAUGUCAUUGUGAUAUUUUUCUCCUUUUUCUUUAUUUGGAAGAAACCAAUAAGUGGAAACUAGAAGAACCUAAAAAAAGUAACACCAGUGUGACUUUAUCUUGGAACAAUCGCAGAUAUGAUAAGCAUCAUUGCGAUUUAAGAUAUUCCUGUCGCUGUCAUCCUCAUGGUAGGAGAUUUUGGAAGUUUUUGCAUUUCUGUCUUUAUUGGCUGGAGAAUUAAAUGCACUUUAUUGGGGACCUUUGUUUUUGUGUCCUAUGUAUGGACGUAUUUAGAAUUAAGCAUAGAGAGGUGGAAAGGCAAACAAGUCUGGUAAAGGUAUGAGUCUCUCUCUCUCUCUCUCUCUCUCUCUCUCUCUCUCUCUCUGACCUUAAUGAAAUAGUAAGAAGAAAUACCUCCUGCUGUCCAGAAGGAUCUUACUCUACACGAGUGGUUUCAAGUCCCUAAAAAAUCACAAGUUGUUGAUAGUUUCUCCAGGUUUGAUUCCUGUAGAUAACAAGGGUGCAAUAUUUUGUGUGAAACAUUAGAUAUGGAUGGUGCCAAAGAACUGCUUGCUAGGGUGGACCUAAAACAUGUGUAUGUAGCUACAGUCAAAUAGCAGCUCACGUGGAGUUGAGGUCAGGGGAAAGAAGCAAGAAAGUGGGUAGCAUGUUCUUGAUUUUUUGUCAAUCAGAGCUAACCUACACGACCCUCCAUAUCUUCUUGGACUCAUCUCCCAAAAGCCCCAAGCAGCACAGCCAAUGGUAAGGGAUGUUGGGAGUCUUGAGGGCAAAAGAUUCCCCAUCCAUGGCAUAGAUGCUUCUGGAUGCCUGAAAUACGGAGCAAUGAUGUUUUGCAAUUUCUUAUAGAUCAGAAUUUUCGGACCACUGAAGAGCAGAAUGGUUGUACAGUGACAGGUUUAUCACCCAAUAAGAACUACAGUUGUUUAUCAGAAUUAUUGUUUCAUGGCAAUAUUGUGAAAACUGGCAACAAACAGCUAACAACAGAUUAUGGAAGUGAGUAUGACAACAUGAUGCUUAGUCACUUAUGAACUUGCCUUCAUCCCAGAAACUAAACUAUUACAACGAUGAAGGGUAUCUUUGUGCACAUAUAAAUAAAAGCAUACAAGUAGGAUUUAAUGUAUUAUUGUGACAGAUUAUAAUCUGGGCAGGAGUGCCUGAUCCAAGUUUGGAGGCCCUUGGGUAAGAUGUCCAUUGUGGGCCCCUUCUCCAGCUGGGUCCACCUUCUUCUCCCCACUGUUUAUUUUCAGGCCUUCCUGAUCUGAAACAAAACUGCAUGGUAAACGAAAGGGAGCCACAAGCAGAGUCUCCUGCUCUUUCUCCUUACUCCUGUCACUACACUUUCACUCAGAGGACAGGGGAAAUGACAGUAGGGAUGGACAGAUCAAUCAUAAGUCCAUCCCAUCCCAUCCCAUCCAUUCAUUCAUUCAUCUAUCCAUCCCUGGCCCUACCUACUGCUUUUUAAACAUUUUUAUAUCUUUAAUUGCUUAGUAGUUUUUGAACUGUUGAACUAUUAAAAAUCAGGAAGAACCUUCCACCAUUAAGAACUGUUCAACAGUAAAACUUUGACUUUCUCGGAAGGUAGUGGACUGUCCUUCACUGGAGGUUUUUAAGCACAGGUUGGAUGACCACGGGUCAUAGAUGCUUUGGUUGAGAAUCCUGCAUUGCAGGGGGCUGGACUAGAUGACGCUCAGGGUUCCUUCCAGCUCCAUGAUUCUGUGAUUCUAUGAACUGUCACUGGGUUCCUGAAUAAUUUUUAAAAGAGUCCCCCCCCCCUGCUGAAUUCCUACACCAGCACCUGGCAAGCCUGAAGAUAUUUCAUGGAAUUCAAGUAAUUCUACAAUAGAAAUCACAUGGAAGAAGCCACAAUCUGAAGAAAAUGGCCCUAUUGAUGGCUACAUGGUCUGCCUUGGGGAGAAAAACUACUACAACAAAAAAUGUAUGUACAUUUUGCAUCAUUUUGCCAGAAAGCAUAUUAAGUCCAUUUGUAGAUAUUAGGGGUGUGUGUGUGUGUGUGUGUGUGUGUGCAGAGAUCUUCUGAUCUGCUUUGUGGGCUCUGGAUCAGGCAGACCCAUCUUGUGAUUCUCUGGGGGGUGACCCCCACUACUCUGCCCCGCAUCCGGUCCUGUAUCAAGGAGGUGGGGGGUUAAUCUUGAAUCCUAAUUAAACAGAUGGGAUGGAUGGGAGAUCAGUGGGGUUAGAUCUUGCAGGGUGCUGCUUGCUUGUGAGUUCCUUCCCUGCAUUGAAGCCCUUAGCGAAGGUAGCAGCACCCUGGGAAUCAUUUUUAAUGUUCUGAGGAUGACAUUUAUUUUGGGGUGAGUAUUUUUAGAUCAUUUUUAAACUAUGAUUUUACUGGGGGAGUGCUUUGAAGAGUUGAUUACAAGCCAACAGCCCUGACCCUCUUUUUUCUAAGUAUUCCCCUAACACACAGGCUGCGGGAAAAUUUCUCCAUUGAUUUAUAGGGGUUCACCAGUGAUCAGAGCCAUUUUCUGAUUGGGAGGUAAAUACCGUAUUUUUUGCUCUAUAAGACUCACUUUUUCCCUUCUAAAAAGGGGAAAUGUGUUGUGCGUCUUAUGGAGCGAAUGCAGGCUGCGCAGCUAUCCCAGAAGCCAGAACAGCAAGAGGGAUUGCUGCUUUCACUGCACAGAGAUCCCUCUUGCUGUUCUGGCUUCUGAGAUUCAGAAUAUUUUUUUUCUUGUUUUCCUCCUCCAAAAACUAGGUGCGUCUUGUGGUCUGGUGCGUCUUAUAGAGCGAAAAAUACGGUAGAUCAGCUCAUUUUUGAGAGAAAUGGAAAUCAAGGAGUGCUUGCGCCCAUCUCUGCCUUCUUGGCUCUGAAGGAGUGUCUCUUCUCAUAUGUUCCUCCAUGUGCCUUGAGGUCUAUUCCAAAGAAGGCCUAUUCAAUAUUCUUUUUAUUUGUGCAAAGAAAAGCAGUCUGGGAAUGUUGGGGUGGACUUUUGUGCACACCCCUCACCCCACUUCCAGUUUAACUUUCCACGUGUUCAAGCAAAUGCCUGAACUGUAAUGUUAUGUAUUGUUGAAAGCUGGCCAUUAUCUGUAUUGAUGGUUUUAUCUUGUUCCAUUCCAUGUAAUUUCUAAUCUUUUAAAAAUGUUUUUUUAAUUAAAAAUACAGAUAAUGUUUCAAAGAAUACCAGUUAUAUAUGGAAUGACUUAAAGCCCUACAAAAAUUAUAGUGUCUAUGUCUGGGCAUACACCAAAACACAGAAUGAUGCAGUACUGGAAGGGCAACGAAGUAGCAAGACAAUUCCCACUAAAGCAGCAAGUAAGUUGUGUUCUCAAAUAUUGUGCUAACGCUAUGACUAAAAGUCCGUCCCCCCUAUUUAAAAACUUGCUACAUACAAUCUGCUACUGUAUGCAUUGCAGACUACAUAUGAGCAGCUGCAUCUAAAUUUAUCUAUGUGGAAAUCAUUCAUUUUCAACAUUUAAUGCAUGAAAUUUAUAGAAAUGAUUGGAAUAAUUUCCUGUGAAAUAAAUUGUUAUUUCCCCACCCCCUUGGUUAUAACUGAGCAUCAUCUGACUUAUCAGAAUGGCUCAAAGUUAUUGAUGACCAGAGGUCUAUAACAUCUACCUACACGUUCGUUCUCCAUUACGUUUGGUGGUUGUGAUGGAACCAAAGGAGGUUGCUCUAAGUACUUGAGGUCAUAUUUUGUCCCAGACUAUAGGAAAGCAUUUAUACUAAUUUGUCUAAAUGUUCUGUCAUCAGCUAUGUUGGAAGGAAUACUUGUGCCAUGUAAAGAGGGGUGUUUGGGGUGACUUUUGGAGGAAUGUUGAAAAUAUGUUCAUUAAAAACAAAGGAGCAAGCAAAAACAAAAAGGCCUGUAUGACUUGACAGGAAGAAGACAUUUUCUUUAUUUUUCCUGGGUGGACUAGAGCAGUUUGUUGUCAUGAGGCGAUAAUGAAAUGCCUCUAAGAGUGCAAAUAUUCUGGUUGGAGAAUUGGUCAGGCUAGUCCUUUGCUUACUAAUAAAAGCUUCCUCUAACUCUAAGAUGGGUGGUGCUGUGGUUUAAAUCACAGAGCCUAGGACUUGCCGAUCAGAAGGUCGGCGGUUCGAAUCCCCGCGACGGGGUGAGCUCCCAUUGCUCGGUCCCUGCUCCUGCCAACCUAGCAGUUAGAAAGCACCUCAAAGUGCAAGUAGAUAAAUAGGUACUGUUCCGGCGGGAAGGUAAACGGCGUUUCCGUGCGCUGCUCUGGUUCGCCAGAAGCGGCUUAGACAUGCUGGCCACAUGACCCGGAAGCUGUACGCCGGCUCCCUCGGCCUAUAGAGCAAGAUGAGCGCUGCAACCCCAGAGUCGGCCACGACUGGACCUAAUGGUCAGGGGUCCCUUUACCUAACUCUAAGACAUUUAUUUCAUCCAACUUAUAUAUCGCUUGAUUGAAAGAAGAAGAAAACCCUCAAAAGCAGUUUAUAAAAAAACUAAACAAUAGAAACAGUUAGAAACUGCUAUUUAAAACAUUCAAAUAAUAAUUAAAAUCAGGAAUAAGCGAAAAACAGAACGAAACACAUGUAAGCAUUCUACAUAUCUGGGAAGGCUUGUCUGAACAAAAAUGUUUUUAUCAAGCAUUGAGAAAAGUACGCCUGCCUGAUGUCCCUAGGCAGGGUGCUCCAAAAUGUUGGUGCAGCCACACGAAAAGAUGGAUCAACUACAGAUACAGAAUGAGUGUUAAGUUGACUGUUUUUAGUGUGUUACACUUCUGAGUCUUCUACUGUUUUACAUUGUGCUUUGUCUGCUGUUUUACUGAACUUAUGCAAGCCACUCUAGAAGCACAGCGUAUUGAAGGGCAGCGUAUAGAUCUUUGAAACAAAUGGAUAAGUCAUAUCUGUGGCAAGAGGUGAGCUUUCCUGCCCUCUCGCUACUUCACUGGCUGCCACUUGUGGCAGGAAAACUCUGAGUGCAAUGACUUCUUGGCUAGCGAUUCAAAGCCUACAACAUUUCUAGGGGAGUGAAGGAGAAGAUCUUUUGUUAUGGUGUCAAUCCUUGAAAUCUUUGAUUCAUUAAAAGCAGUUUGUCUCCAAAAGCCUAUUGGACCAAUAAAUAGUUCGCCUGCCAGUGGAAGGACAAGGAGGGAGCCAGUCUGGCUUCUCCAGGGAGAGAGUUCUGGGAGGCCUUUGGUGCUUUGCCUGCUGAUGGCAUUUGUUGAAUCCCACUGUAUAAUUUGUUCUUUUAGUGUAUAGUUCAUUGCUUUGGACAUCAGAAGCAGUAUAUACAGUGGUACCUCGGGUAACAUACGCUUCAGGUUACAGACUCCGCUAACCCAGAAAUAGUGCUUCAGGUUAAGAACUUUGCUUCAGGAUGAGAACAGAAAUUGUGCUCCGGUGGCGCAGCAGGAGGCCCCAUUAGCUAAAGUGGUGCUUCAGGUUAAGAACAGUUUCAGGUUAAGAACGGACCUCCAGAACGAAUUAAGUACUUAACCCGAGGUACCACUGUAAAUGAAUGGCAUUAUGAUGAUGAUGAUGAUGAUGAUGAUGAUGAUUAUGCCUUAACUAUUUGUCUUUCAAACAGAACCAACAGGUGUGAGAAAUAUCAAAGCGGACUUAUCAAAUGAAGCAAACAAUGCUGUUAAGAUCAAAUGCUCAAAGCCAGAACAAAUAAACGGCCCCAAAGAAGAAUAUAUCUUGUACCUGGAGGAUGAGAAUAAAACGAAGAAAGAUUGUUCUUUUGAAGUUAAAGACCUGGCUUAUCUGACAACAUACACGUUUAAGGUAAACUGCUUAAUUCUGAUGUUUACAUUGAGAUAUAGGUAGAUGCAUUCAAUUCAUUACCUCACUGGGUAAUAGUGUUUUCCCUUGUGGAACACAGCAGGGUGGAAGCUGCAGACAAAACUAGAAUUAGUCGGCUCUUCCUGCUACUGGCUUUGGCGCCACCUAGUGCUGGGCUCCCUGUCUUCUGCCCUACCAGUCCCAAUGGGCAAUAGCCAUUUGUGUAAAAGUAGCUCUUUUGAUUAUUGCAUCUUCACUUUAGAUGGGAAACCAUUUGGGAUAUUGUUUGUCUUCGUUGAUACAUUUUUGACAAAUCGAAAUGGUAUCCGCUGUUCUUUCUGUUUAUUAGGUUGGUUUUAGCAACGGGAAUUAUACCUCGGAAGCCUUGGUCUCUAAUCCAGUAACAACCAGAUGUAAGCUAAAGUUUCAACCACUCCUAUCAAUUUACUGAUUAAUUUACAUGUUAAAACACAAGAGCAGGACUUGACAUAAGGUUUAGAAAGCGAGUAAUGGAACAAACUUUUGCUAGCAUUUCUUAAACCUUUUCAACAUAGCUUCUCUCUCCCUUUGUUCUUUCGAAUUUUGCAGAUAAUUCUCAAGCCCUGAUUAUAUUUUUGGCAUUCCUCAUUAUUGUGACCUCUGUGGCUUUGCUCCUUGUUUUGUAUAAAAUCUACACUCUUAACAAAAAACGAUCAUCGUAAGUAACCCCUCUUCCUUUCUUCUGAAAUAAAAUGAGAAGACUUAUCGAUAUAAUGUAGGAUGGCAUGAGAUUUCUUUCUCCUUUAUUUACCUACUGCAUUGCUCCAAGGAGUUCAAAGAAGUGUACGUGGUUUAGCUCUUUCCCAUCUUGCAACAACCCUACGAGAAUCCUAUUCCAACCAUCUAUCCCCUGCUUCACAGUGGCUUCCUUUGGCCAUGGUCUGUUGGUUGCAUAUUUCUCCGGUGAUAUCUGUAGGGAACCACAUGUCAGGAAGUGUAAAGUAAGGUAGAGAAAAGUGAAGAUUUCUCACGGGGUGGUUGGACAGGAAGCUACAUCAAGCCACACAGGGCCUCCCAUGGAAAGAAAAUAAAGUCCCUACCAGAGAAGAAUGGCAGAUUAAAUUGAUGGAUUAUGCUGAAAUGGCAAAAAUGAUCGGAAGAAUCAGAAAUCAGAAAGACCAACAUUUUAAUAAGGAAUGGGGAAAAUUUAUAAUUUAUCUUAAAAACCACUGUAAACAGCUAAAAUUGUUAGUAGUAUUGGAAUAACACUUGUAGUUUAAUGGUGACUUUGGGACAUAAUGGAGAUGUAAAAGUUUUGGAUUAUUAUAAAAGAUGCAGGAGGAAAUGACUAACAGUAGGACCCACGAAGGGGAGGGGAGGGAGCCCAGGAGAUUCUUUGGAAUCUUGUCUUUAUGUUGUAUGUUGGAUAUCGGAUUGUAAAACUUUAAUUUGAAAAACCAAAUAAAUAAAUGUAUAUUUAAAAAAAGACACACAUGCCCCCCAAUCUGCGCAAUCACUGCAGCUUACCAGAAAGGAGAGUGGUGCGGAGGUCAAAUGCACUGCUGAAACCAGUUGGGCACCACCAGUGCGUCUGCAGGGACGACCUCCCUGCCACCUCACUCCUCUCCGUCUCUAUAAACUACAGUGGCACUGCUGCUCAGAGGCCAGGCGAAUCCUUUGCCCCUUCCUGCUGGCCACUCCUGAUUCCUUCUUAUGCUAAAGUACCCUCCAUGGGAGUUGGGUUAUAGUCACCUAGGAAAGAGUUAUAUUGUUAUUCCUUGACCAGCACCGCUUUUAUGACUUUUACUAAUACUGGAGUGACAUAGGACCAAACCAGACACGAGCCUGCGGAUCUCACUCGUAAACUUUGCUGGAUGUACCUUAGAAUUUGGUUGCAGAAUGCUUUGUUAACAUGGAGCAUUGCUCUUAGGCUUCAUAACCAUUUAUGUUUCUUACAGGGAUCCAGAUACAGGUAUGCAGCCUCUUAUCAUAGGCAGAGGUUGGUAUUCUCCAGCUUUGGGCAAGUGCAAGCAUUUAAUUGAUAUUUUUGUCUAGCUCACCAUAAAGCCUUUGUAGCAGUACUGAACCCCGAAGCAUGCUUCUUGGAGUCGUAAUGUAGAAACUUUCCUCAUGGACCUUUGUAGGCAUUAUAACUAUUGGGGUAACAGGAUUUAUUACCUUUCGGUUAACCCUUCAGUACACAGAGUAUGUGGGAUAACCAGCCUCAUAUAACCAACAUGAUUCAGUCUACUUAAUGGAUGAAGGGGUUAAUGCCAUAGAGUAAGCUGUCUUGCCUGGCUUAGCCUAUGUCACUUCCCUUCACCUUGGGAGGAAGGUAAACAAGCCUAUUGUUUGCCUGAGAAGUUCAAUAUGUGAAAAUGCAAAACCCUGUUCUCUAAACUGAGUUGCAUCCAAACUUCCAACAGUAACAUCAGGGAAUUCUUGUGACCUGACAAAUCUUCCAGACCUAACUCUGUAAUGCUGUUAAAUGUACAUGUUUUAAGGAUGGGGAACCCAUGGUCUUCAGAUAUUGGAUUCCAGUCCCCAUCUGCCUCAGCCAGCAUGGCCAAUAGUCAGGAAUUAUGGGAGUUGUAAUCCAACAUAUUUCUAUGCCUGCUUUAAGAGAAUGUAAUACUCUUAAAUAAUGUGAAUUAUUUGGUAGUGCUUUGCCGAAUGUCAUUUCAUUGCACUCAAGCUGUAUAACUUGAUUGCAAACCUAUAACAAAACUAUAGGAACCUAAGCAUGUGUUUAAAUAUGGAUUGCCUUUGUGUGAUAUGUAUUAAAAGAAACAAAUGUCAUGACAUAUAUGUUUUUCUCCGUGUUUUAAAGAUGAUGAUAAGCAUCUGCUGAACAUAGACCCAAUUCCUGCAGAGUUGUUGUGGGAAACAUAUAAGAGGAAGAUAGCAGAUGAAGGAAGACUUUUCCUGGAUGAAUUUCAGGUUGGUGCCCCAUUAAAAGACAUUAGCCAAGUGUAAAUCAGAAAUAUGAGUAAUGCUGGUGGCUGGCUUGCUAUGGGGUAAGAAGUUCCCAAGUUCCCUGAAGGGAAGGUUGGGGGUGGGGGAGACAGAGAGAGAGGUGCAGAGCACAGCUGCGUAGCCCAGAAGGCUAGAAUUGCGUUAUAAGAGAUGAGUCUUACUGAAUCCUUUGGCAGUUAGUCCUCAGUAAGUGGGAGUUGGCUUGCAGCCCUGAAUGUGGAUCAACUGGAUUAAGGAGUGCAGUUGAAAUGAAUUAUGAUGUGAAUAGUUUUAAAGAGCUAAAUAUGCCUAACUGUGGUGGCAAUGGUUUCACAUAAUUCUUUAUGCUGAGGUUGUUGUUCUUUUGCAGAGCAUUCCCAGAGUUUUCAGUAAAUUCACGAUAAAAGAUGCACGCAAGUCUUACAACCAGAACAAAAACCGUUACAUUGACAUUCUCCCUUGUAAGUACAUAUUGCAAAUUGGGUUCUUAUCCUCCCUGCCCCAAUUUAUAUCAAACUGAAGAUAACCUUUGAUAACGUCUUAACCUUUGUUUAUGACUGUUUGUAUGAAAAGAUGACUACAACCGUGUGGAGCUUUCUUCAGUACUCGGGGACCCUGGAUCUGACUACAUAAAUGCAAGCCAUAUUGACGUGAGUGACCACCGUUAGCAAAAUUCCUAAUGUCAGAUUGAAAACGUUAUUCGUAAUUAUUCCUAAGAAUGUGCAGAUAUUAGUUUGCCUGGGCAUAAUAACAAAUUACUUUAUCUUGUAGGGCUUCACAGAACCAAGAAAAUACAUUGCUGCCCAAGGUUGGUAUUACUACUUCUUCUUCUUCUUCUUCUUCUUCUUCUUCUUCUUCUUUCUUCUUCUUUAUUGAAUUUAUAUACCACAGAGCCUAGGGCUUGCUGAUCACAAGGUCAGUGGUUUGAAUCCCCGCGACGGGGUGAGCUCCUGUUGCUCAGUCCCAGCUCCUGCCAACCUAGCAGUUCGAAAGCACAUCAGAGUGCAAGUAGAUAAAUAAGUACCGCUCCAGCUGGAAGGUAAACGGCAUUUCCGUGCGCUGCUCUGGUUCACCAGAAGUGGCUUAGUUAUGCUGGCUACAUGACCUGGAAGCUGUACACCGGCUCCCUCGGCCAAUAAAGCGAGAUGAGCGCCGCAACCCCAGAGUCGGCCACCACUGGACCUAAUGGUCAGGGGUCCCUUUACCUUUUACCUUUACCACCCUAUACCCGGAGGUCCCAGGGCGGUUCACAGAAUAAAAUCAAAAUACCACAAAAUACAUAUUCAAAAUAAGAACAACAACCCAAUAACCUCCCCCAAAACACACAUUUUCUUUUUCCUUUCCUUCCCACCUUAAAUCAUGCAGGAAAGUAGUCUCUCUCUCUUUCUCCAUGCUCAUACAUAUGAGGGGCUGCUGCCCCAGCUUGCGUUGCUAACCAGCCCCACCUUCCACCCUUUCCAACCCUAUCCCCUCCCUUUACCCAUGCUUCCCAUAGCCUCAUAACUCCAACAACCUCCCUAUAUUCUAACAUCUCCUUUAUUCCUCCCAUAUCCACACAGCCCCUUCAAUCCCCUAUAUUUCCACAGCUCCUUUAAGCUCCAGUCUCAUCUGUCUGCCACCUCAACCUCACCUACCUGCCACCCCCCCUUGCAAAUCUCCAUCACCUCACAGCUUGCUUGCCCAAUGCUUCCCCAUCUCCUCACAGCUCACCCCAAUCCCAAGAGGACGCAGCUACUGUCAGUCACAGAGGAGGGAGGAAUGAAGAGGAGACAGUCUCUUCUCUGUCCUGCCCUGACAGAAAGAAGUGUGGAUUGUGAAAUGCACACUUCCUUCUGCCGAUAGCAGCAGUGAAGGGGAGACUGACUUUCCCCUCCAUGGUGGUAGCGACAGUGGAGAGUACUUGAAGGCCUGUGUCCCCAGCUGUGUCCUCCCCUUUCUCCCAGACUACCCACCCAUUCAUUCACCUGAUCAGCUGGGCCACUCACUUGCCCUGUUCCCAGACCUCCUUCACCCUAUUGUGCAUGGAUUUGGCCUGACCUAGCCAAAGUUAAUUGCUUUUAAGUUUCCUUGAUUUCUGUGGGGCGUGCAUUUAACUCUCUUUAAAAGUGCUUCUAUCUUUGGCUGGGUCAUGCCCAUGGCAAUCACGCCAACUGCUUAAAGUAAAUAUUUCUGCCCAGGUCCCAAGGAGGAGACAACGGAUGAUUUCUGGAGAAUGAUCUGGGAGCAGAAGGCAACCAUCGUCGUCAUGGUGACUCGCUGCGAGGAAGGAAACAGGGUGAGGGAAAGAGGCGCACUCUCCUGUUGUGGCUACUGUAAAAAUAUGCAUGACUCUGCUUACUUUAUUCUUACACCAAUCCAGUUAAUUAUGGGAAACCUCUUUGGUCACAAAAUACCCAAGAGGAUGUACAAAGGCUCUGUUGUGGCUCUGUGGUGGGUCAUAACUUCUGCUAAUGAAUUUAUGAGCCAACCCAAAUUCUUCUGGGGAGACACUGGUUAUCUGGAUGCAGGAAAUGGCUACUGACUUGAUCAGCAGCAUGCAUUGACUUGUCCAGGCUCCACUGCCAGUAUAUGGCUAGUACCAUUUCUUAUGGUUUGUCUUGGCCAAGUUUUCCCAAGAAGCGCGUGCUUACCAUUUGCUGGAAUGGGGGGUGGGGGAAAACUGUUUCUCCUAAUGCUAUGCACAGGGACUUCUGAGAAGCAUCAGGCAGGCCAUUGUGGGAAAUGAGCAGAUGGAGCAGAAAAACAUUUGGGCUGACCCAACAGAGCUCUCCUCUGUCUCUCUCUUUUAAAACAAAACAAAACAAAAACAAAACCAUUUCUGCGGGGGUUGCAUUCCAGGUCAAAGCUCAUGUUGACAGAGCAUGCAUAAGUCCACCCCACCCCAUUAUACCUCGGCAGCACCCCUGUUCCACUCCAUCCCUUCCUCUUCUGGGUCAAAAAUGACCCAUGGCUUCAACUGGAAAUGCCUAAAAUGGACACCGCCUGUACGUGUGGUGUAGUGGUUAAGAGCAGUAGUCUCGUAAUCUGGGGAACCGGGUUCGCGUCUCCGCUCCUCCACAUGCAGCUGUGGGCUAGUCACACUUCUUUGAAGUCUUUCAGCCUCACUCACCUCACAGAGUGUUUGUUGUGGGGGAGGAAGGGAAAGGAGAAUGCUAGCCGCUUUGAGACUCCUGAAGGGGAGUGAAAGGCGGGAUAUCAAAUCCAAACUCUUCUACUCUUCUACGUAAUUUUGUUUGUAUGCUGUCUUUUCAAAUGAUGCUCAAGGUGGCUGACAACAUGAAAGCCAUACCUAACUACGGCGUACCAAAAGUUGUCGUAAACAAUAAAUAAAACCAUUUAAAAAAAUAAAUAAAACCAAACUGAACAAUUUCCAAAAGAUCUAAAAUAAAAAUACAAAAACCCAACAGCAACAAUACCCCAGCCCUAAAGUCUGCCCAGGGAACCUCAGCUUUUGUAGCUGGAGUCAGUCAGGACCCUGCCCUCCAAGGUGAGGCGGAAAAAUUCCUUCAGGGAAAGGAGCAGGUCUUCCAGGACUCGCAGCCAAGAUUACAUCUGACUGUAAAAUUGCUUACAUUUGUAUCUCACCUUAUAUCCAAGGAGCUCAGUAACAUUCAUGGUUCUCCCCUUCCUCAUUUUUUUCUCCUAACAACCCUGUGAGGUUGGCCUGGGCCGAGAGUUGAUUCCUGAAGUAACCCAGUGAGGUAACCCAGGAUUUGAACCCUGGUCUCCUAGGCCCUAAUUUGGCACUCUUACCUACUAUACCACACAUUGGAGCCAUUCCUACUCAGUCUUACAGAAGAAAGGGUUGAAUUGCAGUACCAGCUGGUUUAUUUUAUGCCAUUUUUAGUUUGAUAAUUUGAGUUUUAACGGCUGGAUCUCGGUUACUUUUAUGUCUGCUUUUUUAUUUGUAAGCCAUUUCGAGCAACUCCAAUGUGGAGGAGAAAAUCAGUGUAUACAAUUUUUUAAAGUAAACAAAUAAAUGCAAACCUAUGUUAGGGCUGGUUGCAGUUGAUGGUCCUUGCGUUUCUACAGGUCAAAUGUGCCAAAUAUUGGCCAUCCAUGGAAGAGGAGACCGCAUCUUAUGGAGACAUCGUUGUGAAGAUAAACGAAUGUAAAGUGUGCCCCGACUACAACAUUCAGAAGCUGCACAUCACAAACGUAAGGACAGCAACACUUGCAGAGCUUUGCAUAAUCUUGCCUUUGCAAUCAUACUUGCAAAAGCUGUGUAAAAGAGGUAAAUAAGUAAAGCAAAUAGUGGUUUUCCAAGGACCACCAAUCACGUAGCGCACAGCAACAGGAGAAGGGAUGCGGUGAGGCAGCAGGGAGGUUGGCAUGGUGCGAACAUGCCACCUGGAGGAACAGACUGGCUCUGCGGGCGCAUUUGUACCAUGCCAACCUCACCACCACCUUGCCCUCCCCUUCCUAGUGGGACCCUAGUGGUCCCGGGCCCUUAGGAAGUGAGAUUAGCUUCAACCAGAGCCAGGGCCUUUUCAACUCUGGCUCCGGCCUGGUGGAACGCUCUGUCUCAUGAGACCAGGGCCCUGCAGGAUCUGAUUUCUUUCCGCAGGGCCUGUAAGACAGAGUUGUUCCGCCUAGUCUUUGGCUUGGAGCCAAUUUGAUUCCCUCCCUCUCUUUCUUUUUCCUUUUUCCUUUCUCCUCCUGUGAUGAGGCUGCAUUUUAAUGUUUCGAUAUUUUAAUGUUGUAUUUUAAUCUUGUUUUUAAGUUGUCUUCAUUCAGCUUGUUUUUAUUAUUGCUUGUUAGCCGCCCUGAGCCCAGCCUUGGCUGGGGAGGGCGGGGUAUAAAUAAAAAUUAUUAUUAUUAUUAUUCCGAUAACCCACAGUGAUGCUGUUGACAAGAGGUAAGGCAAGAGCAAACCAUGACGGGUGGAACGUGUCUCACUUCCCGCUCUCUUAAGCACUACACUUUGCCUGCUCUUCUACUAAGCAGAUAUUUGGUUUGGAGGAACACGGCUCAUGCUGCUGUAUAAAUAUGCCACUGGAUGAAUCCUCUCGUGAUGCUUAAUCAUAACAUGUGUUGCUCAGACAGACCAGUAUAGAAGGCCACCCAUGUUCUCCCUCCAUUUCUGGCUAAGCCCAAGGAAGCUGGAGAGCUUUGUUCACCAUUUGGAAGGUGGGCAGUCCCACUCUUUCUUUGCUCUUUAUAUUUGCAAUUGAAACGACAGUGGCGAAUGUUUACAUGCACUCCUUUUCACCCAGAGAAGGGAAAAGACCACAGGAAGAGAUGUGACCCAUAUCCAGUUCACCAGCUGGCCAGACCAUGGAGUCCCCGAUAAUCCCCAUCUCCUUCUCAAGCUCCGACGCAGAGUUAACGCUUUCAGCAACUUUUUUAGUGGCCCAGUUGUGGUCCAUUGCAGGUAAGAAUUAGCUCAUCCUCUCUGCUUAACUGAGGCUGGGUCUAUAGGUGCAGUAGAAUGAAGUGAUUGAAUUCUAGACUGUGCUACCUGUAUUCAGAUGACGACGACAACAACAACAACAACAACAACAACCUUAUUUAUACCCCACCCAUCUGGCUGGGUUUCUCCAGCCACUCUCGGCGACUCCCAACAGAAUAUUAAAAACACCAUAAAACAUCAAACAUUAAAAACUUCCCUAAACAGGGCUGCCUUCAGAUGUCUUCUAAAAGUCAGAUAGUUGUUUAUUUCCUUGACAUCUGAUGGGAGGGCGUUCCACAGGGAGGGUGCCACUACUGAAAAGGCCCUCUGCCUGCUUCCCUGUCACCUCACUUCUCGCAGUGAGGGAACCACCAGAAGGCCCUCGGAGCUGGACCUCAGUGUCUGGCCUGGGACACUUUGGGAUACUAUUUCUGAAUGCUCCUCAAACUCCCCGUAAGUAAAGCAGACACAUACACAACAGAGAGAAGGGUGCUUUAACACAUUCUCCCUGGUAUGCUAGUUAACUGUAUGCAGGGAACUUUUUUCAUAUACAUAGGAGAGUAUUUGAAAAUGUGAUUCUUACUCUGAAACGAUGCAAGUCACUUCUGGAAUUUUACAGCCUCAUUUCCAUGUAGUUCUCUUCGCUAUCUGAAGUUACAAAGAAAACUGAAUCAGAGAACAUUAUCACGUGUGUACACUUCUGCAAGUACUGCUAUCUAAACAAACACAUACACACAGAGACACAGAUUUUGCCCUGCCCCUCACAAUUCUUACUGCUGUUAACCGUACCUACAGGAAUGCACAUCUGAUCUUGGUCAGUGUUUGCUUAUUUUCCUCAAAUAGCUUUAAAAAGCGAACGUAUUUCCCAUAAGGUGCAUAUCUUACAGCAAAAUCCAACACAAGUAUGCUGGGAAGAAAGCCCCAUUUAUGUUCAGUGGCCCUAACUCCCACGUAAGUGUGUACAGGACUGCAGCCACAGUUAUCCGCAAUGUAUUGCUUUCUCUCCUCCUUGUCAGUGCUGGUGUUGGGCGCACUGGAACCUAUAUUGCAAUUGAUGCAAUGCUGGAGGGACUAGAGGCUGAAGGAAGAAUGGAUGUCUAUGGCUACAUUGUCAAGUUGCGGCGGCAGAGGUGUCUUAUGGUGCAGGUGGAGGUAUGCUGUCAGAGCUUUGAUGGUUGACCAUAUAUAUGAUUCAUUAUGAUAACCUUGGAAUAGCCUACAGGUGAUACCAAGACAAAGGAUCCACUGUUUCUUGUAUGUGAUUACGAGAGCCUGUUGAUGAUCCAUCUGGUAGGAAGAUUGAUUCACUCAGAAAAUAUUUUGGUAGGGUAAAAAAAAGGGGGGUCUACCUGUAGAGGUAUGGAUUGACACUGGGACAGGUGCUGGCAUCUCCUUCCCCAUAUACAGUGGUGCCUCGCAAGACGAAAUUAAUCCGUUCCGCGAGAGUCUUCGUCUAGCGGUUUUUUCGUCUUGCGAAGCAAGCCCAUUGACGGAUUAGCGCUAUUAGCGCUAUUAGCGGUUUAGCGGCUAUUAAAGGCUUAAAGGCUUAGGGGAUUAGCUGCUAAAAGGCUAUUAAAGGCUAUUAAAGGCUUAGCAGAUUAGAUAAAGGGGAAAAGCGAAAAAAAUCUCAAGACUCGCAAGGUAUUUUCGUCUUGCGAAGCAAGCCCAUAGGGGAAUUCGUCCUGCGAAGCAACUUCAAAACGGAAAACCCUUUCGUCUAGCGGUUUUUCCGUCUUGCGAGGCAUUCGUCUUGCGGGGCACCACUGUAUUGUGGGCCUCUUUUUUAAAAAGUUUUUUCCCCUUAAAGCUUGAAAAACAAAGGAAAAACAAUAUACAGAAAUGAACAUCAAAUGUCAAGCAUUUUUAACAUAAAAACUAAAAGAAAGUAAAUAAAGAAAAGGAAAAGACUUCCAUUUCUCCUUCUAUCAGCCUUAAAAAUGUAUGCAAAACUCUUGCUUCAGAAUAACAUCAAUCUUCUAUUUCCCAUAAGCCAAGCUCUUUUCAGUCUUCAAACCUAGAUAUCACAAGCUCAUUGUCCUUUUGGUGCAAAAAAUUCCAUAAGGGGUUUCAAUCAUUAAUAAAUGUCAACUAUGAUUUUUUUAUAUAAUUAAGCGUGGCAACUUUGCCAUCUCAGCCAAAUCCAUAAAUUUCAAUAACCAUUCUUCCAUAGUAGGUAAUAAUAAAUCCUUUCAUAUUUGUGCAUAUGACAAUCUUGCCUCUUGAUUGGAGCAGGUGGUCCAUUGCAGUCCCACCCCUUCUCAGUUAUUCCAGCAGUAACGCGUCUCUCUGCUUUCUGGAUUUCUUGUGAUUAGAGUCUAGUAAGCAACACCCUGCUUUCCAUUGGUUGGUGGACGACUCAAGCAAUAUACCGUAAUUUUUGCUCCACAAGACGCACUUUUUUCCUCCUGAAAAGUAAGGGGAAAUGUCUGUGCGUCUUAUGGAGCGAAUGUGUGGUGAUCACUGGCUCCCUUUCUGGCCCCGCCCCCUUGCCCAGGCCUCCAUUGUUGAAUGUUCUGCAGACAGAGGCUGUUUGUUACCCCAGCGACAUGUGACUGGCUGAUUAGAUUAUCUGUCUGGAAACCGUAGAAACGGCUCCCUUUCCUUUCCUAAAGAAGUUACAGAACUGUGCGUCGAACCCCAUAAAAACAGGAUUUUUUCCCUUUGCAAAGUAAGCUCAACAACUUUGAGCUGAUCCUCAAAAAAAGGGGGCUUUUCCCCUUUGCAAAAUAAGCUGCACAACUGUGAGCUGACCCCCCCAAAAACGGGGCUUUCCCCCUUUCUUCCUCUAAAAACUAGGUGCAGCUUAUGGUCAGGUGCAUCUUAUGAAGAGAAAAAUACGGUAUUUGCUCACUGGUAGGAACUUUAAAGAGCUCACUUGAGUGGUCCGUUCAUCUGUAUGGCAUGACCACAAAAGAUGGCAAUUCCCCAAGUGCUACAGAAACAAAUGUGGAAGGAUGUCUUCAAAGGAGGGAUGGGGAGGACAUUUUCUCUUCCUGAGACAAUAUGCUCUUCUUUGAAAUUUGCACUUCUCCCAAUUCCCCCAACACCAAAUUAUGUAUAUAGUGUGCCUAUAUUAGUAAAGAUAACAGCAGGGAAAAUAGCAUACAAAUGUCACCUACAGCCCUGCCCUUUCCUAGAUUAAAGGGGUGCGUGCAUAUUGUUUUUGUUUGUCAUUUUGGUAUGUUUUUUUGUGUGUUGUUUAAAUUGUAAACCACCCUGUGAUCUUUGGAUGAAGGGUGGUAUAGAAAUCUAAAUAACAACAACAACAAUAAUAAGGAGAAAUUCACAAUAAGCUGGUGCAGAAAUGUGAACUGAAUUUAAGAAUAGAGGAAUGAGGAAGACUACCCCAAAGUAUACACUUGGCCCUUGCGGAAAGUGCAACCUUAUCUAGAGCAAGUCUUCCUAGCCUACAGAGGCAUCAACUCAAAGAGCCUCUGUCUUGUCAGGAUUCAGUCUCUAUUUGCUCUGUAUACUGCUGUAGUCAUGGAAUUGUAUCUACAUUUCUUUUAACUGCAAUUUUUCCAUCCUGCAACUGGCAUAAUCUGGAAUCCUGGGGAACAUUAGUCCCAGUACAUCUUGAUCCAUCAAGCUUUGGUUGAAUACAUCCAGUUUGGUGAAACAGAGGUCAAUAUCCCAGAACUACACAACUGCCUCAAUUACCUGAAGAAGCGAGAUCCUGCCAGUGACCCAUCUCCACUGGAAGCUGAAUUCCAGGUAAAUUGCUCUCAGUAAAAGUUACCGUAUUUUUUGCUCUAUAGGACGCACUUUUCCCCCUCCAAAAGUGAAGAGAAAAUGUGUGUGCGCAGAGAACUUCUGCUGUGCUCCGGGGGCUGCAGGCAGCUAUCUGCAAGCCUUCAGAGCACAGCAGGAGUUCCCACCAUGCUCCGAAGGCUUGCGGAUGACCGCCUGAAGCCUGAAACCCCCGAAGCGCAGCGCGAAUGCCCACUGCGAACGCUCCAGGGGCUUCAGGCAGCUAUCCGCAAGCCUUCGGAGCACAGCAGGAGUUCCCACCGGGGUCGGUGCACACUGAUCACUCUUGCUCUCCAGGCUUCGCUUCGCUGGAGAGGCGCUGCACAGUUUUCCCUCUCUGCGCAGCGCCCCUUCAGCCAAGCGGGAGGAGAAAUGGAAGGGGCUCCAUUUCUCCUGCCGCUUCGCUGAAGGGGCGCUGAGCAGAGAGGGGGAGAAUAAUUUUUUUUCCUGUUCUCCCCCUCCUAUGAUCCGAUGCGUCCUAUGGUCUGGUGCGUCCUAUAGAGCAAAAAAUACGGUAGUUGAAUACAACCCUCUGCCUCUCAACAGCUUAUUGUGGGCCCAUUUCAUUUUGUUCCUCCUAGACUGAAGUUGGGAAGAUGAUUGCGGAGCAAAACUAUGUAGCGUAAAGAGAGAAGAACGCUGAGUGAUUAUUUAGCAUUUCUACUUAAUAAUCUCUUCUAUAUUUAAUUUCUUUAGCGACUGCCUUCAUACAGGAAUUGGCAGACACAGAGAGCAGCUAACAGAGAUGAAAAUAAAAGUAAAAAUCGGAGUUCCACAGUCCUUCCAUGUGAGUAUUUGAGGAGGCAGAAAUAACUGUAGAUUUCACACACUUGGUUUCUGUGACAGAGGGUUGACAUUAACUCCUUGGAAACUAUCUAAAUGGCAUCCUUUGUUCUGGCUUUCUUGCCCUGCAGAUGACUAUAACAGAGUUCUGUUCAAGUGUGAAGAGGAGGGCAGCCGAGAGAGUGAGCACGAUUCCAACGAUGAGGAUUCAGACGAGGAGAGCGAAUGCGAGGAGCCCAACAAAUAUAUCAACGCUUCCUAUAUAACUGUAUGUAUGUUUGGAUAACAUAUCCGUUUCAUAGAUUUUAAGUCACAUUGAUGUAACUAUUGUCCAUUGGAAUAGCGUAUUUUGGUGGCGCUGUGGGUUAAACCACAGAGCCUAGCACUUGCCGAUCAGAAGGUCGGCGGUUCGAAUCCCCGCAACGGGGUGAGCUCCCGUUGCUCAGUCCCUGCUCCUGCCAACCUAGCAGAUUGAAAGCACGUCAAAGUGGAAGUAGAUAAAUAGGUGGGAAGGUAAACGGCGUUUCCGUGCGCUGCUCUGGUUCGCCAGAAGCGGCUUAGUCAUGCUGGCCACAUGACCCAGAAGCUGUACACCGGAUCCCUCGGCCAAUAAAGCGAGAUGAGCGCCGCAACCCCAGAGUCGUCCGCGACUGGACCUAAUGGUCAGGGGUCCCUUUACCCUUUACCUUUAAAGUCAUUUUAAACACAGAACCAGUUUUUAAGUAGCAACCAAGAGAUGAGAUCUGGGUUUUGGUUUGCAUUUUAAAUGCCAGCUUUAUAGCCCAGGUUCCAUUCCAGCUGCACAAAAUGAUAAGUUAUUAUCACUUACUAUUUCAAAACUAAACCACAACGUGCCAUUAAAAAGUAAACAAAACUAAUGGCGACUAAAUGCCUGACAUGCAAAUGAAGGUGCAGAAUAAUAUGCAAGUUUUUAAAUGUUUUCUACUGAUCUCUCCCAACUGAACUACAGAUGACUAUUCAGCUGUUGCCCUGAAUUUGGUUUAUAUUACACAGAGGAAAAUUAAAAGAUUGGGUUUCCCCCUUAGCUUGGUAUGAAAUCAAUCUCUGUGUGGAUCCCACCACCCAUUUAUCUGCAACAAAUUCAGGUCUCUCUCUCUCUCUCUCUCCUUUUUUAAAGGGCUACUGGCUUCAAAAUGCAAUGAUAGCAACCCAAGGGCCUCUCCCAGAAACCAUUGGUGACUUCUGGAACAUGGUGUAUCAAAGAAAAGUGAAAGUUAUCGCUAUGCUGACGGAGCUGAAAGAUGACACACAGGUUAGUCUUUAUGAGUCUGCAAUAUGGCAUGGUGUCUCCUCCUAAGAAAUACCAAAACUCAUUUUUUUUCUACUACUCUCACCAAAGGCUUUUGCUUGUCUUUUUGGGACAAACAGCAAUGGAAUACAGAUUUGACACUCUCAUCUCUUCUUUCCAAGUGCAUCCCUACAUCUUCCAGCUUAAUGCUGCAGUGCUGCAAUUUGGGAACCAGUGAUUUUUAUGCUUUUCCUCGUUUUCUAGGAAUUCUCUGCACAGUACUGGGGAGACGAAAAGAGGACCUAUGAUGGUAUUGCGGUUGAACUGAAGGAUGUCAACCAUUGUUCCAGUUAUACUGUCCGUACCUUUGAUGUAACACACGUGAAGGUAAAUUCACCAUAGGUUUUGGGUGAUCUAUGAAAUCUUUUGAGGCCUCUUGCUUAUCAGUCUUCUUAAGGAGAGAAAGCCACUUCCAACGUAGAAAGGAGGUGGGGUUGUGGGCUUCACCCUCCCACCAUGUGCGCGGGGACUGGCUCUCAGCUUCUGUGCAAUUGAGGGAAUCCCAGAUCGCGUCAUCCCCUGGCCAGCCAAUCGGCUGGCCUGGGGUGUGUGUGGCCUGCUCCAUUUAACGCAGGGGCGGCCUGGGAUCUCCCUCUUUGCCGCUCCCAUCUGCUCCAGUUUCCCACCCUCCCUCCCUUUAAGGUUUUUUCGUCUUUGACCUUGCUAUGGACCUCGGUUGGUAGCCGUUAAGGGGCCUGGUAGAAAUUUUUCCACUUGGCAAAUUGGCACCAGCCACUUGGUUUUUUCGCCUACCUUUUAGCAAAUCGUCACAACUUCCUUGGUAUUGGCUGUUAGGCAUUGGUAUUGUUAUUGUUAUGUAGAUGGAAGGGGGGGCAGGAAGCGCCAUCACCUCCCCUGCAUAUUGAAGGGUAGUCUGAUAAAGGAUCCCGGGGUGUGUGGCCCUGUCCGAAGCCUAUGGGAGGUGAGGGCCUAAGGCACGCCCCCGAGUGGUGACCCCGGGGGAGUUCCUAGUUGAUGUGCAUCAGCAGGAACCCCCCUACUGGUGGUUAACCCUUCCCGGACUUGAAGCGAACAGGCUGAAGCUGGAUAGUCGGUUAGGACCAAUGCCUAAGCCAAUACCACUCAUCACCUGUAACCAAUAAAGUUGUGACCAUAUUUAGCCCAUUAACCUUAAAUAUCUGUGUCAUGUAUCUUUAUUUCCACUGGGGGGAGGUGGGAACUCGCCACGCAAUGGUGGAUUAGCUCAAUAUCUCUGGAACAAAUCCCCAGGUAUCUUUCUGCACAGGACUGCAAUUAAUUUAAUUCUCUAAAUGGUUCUUAGCCAAGCCAAAUGACUUCCAUUCCCUCCGGGUUUGUUUUGUCAUCUUUUGAAAAACCUCCCCUUUCAUCUGUUUCUUGCAGAGGAAAGAAACCCGAAAAGUGUUUCAGUACCAGUACCAUAAAUGGAAAACCUUUGUUCUACCAGAGAACCCCAAAAGCCUAGUCACCAUGAUCCAGGACCUUAAACAGAAGCUCCCACCACCAGAUGUAAUAGCUGAAGCAAAUAUGCGGAGCAGCAAUGUCCCCCUUGUUGUUCACUGCUGGUAGGUGUAAACUUUGGAGAUAUUGCAACAUGCUUUGAGGCUUGAUUUCCAUUUUUUCCUCUCCAGUAUCUCUCAACAUUUUAUGUAUGGUAUGGAAUUCGGUUUGAUUUGUCUGUAAUAAGUCCAGAACUCUCGUCUCUUUGGUUUGGGCUGGGUCACACUGUACAUUUUCAUACCUUGUGGUCACACCUGGAAAAUUAUAAUUCUAUGUGCCCUGUCCCCUGCAUCCCUCAUAAGGUAAGAAUAAGCAUGGGCAGUGGGUUUAUUGUGAUGGUAUUCACUGGCAUGGAGAACCAUCACCUCUUUUUGUUUUUUCUCAAGGCAGCCAUUUUGUACUGGCGCCCACGGCACUGUUAUCAUGAUAUGAGUACCAGAACCUCAUCUUUUUUUCUUUAAAAGGACUGAGUGCAGAUCUUUUAAGGCUGAUCUCACUGGUUACAUAAGCUAAGAUAAGCAGAAAUUUCUCAGAAUGUAUUUUGCUGAGAAAAUUCGCGAGAUUUUUCUUUCCCCCCUCACCCUCCUUACUAGAAAAAGAAGGCCACUUUGAGCUUAGCUCACACAGAAACCUCAGUGAGGGGCUUUUUGACACCCCAAAUUUCAUUGGAAAAUGCCAGAAUCUGCUGUGCUGUGCUAGGCUACAGAUGCAGCUAGUAAGAAGAUGCGACAGUAACACUCUGUGUUGGCCAUACUAGACAAUUGAUUUUCAUUUCUCAUCUUGAAAAUGUGUUUAGGUAUUCCAUGCUGCAAAAUAAAAUAUAUAAUUUAACAUUAUUUCAAUAACUGGCUAUAUCCUUUGAUGUUCAUAUUUCAGGCUUUGGCCUGAAAAGAAUUACACUGGUACCUUGGGUUACAUAUGCUUCAGGUUACAGACUCCGCUAACCCAGAAAUAGUACCUCGAGUUAAGAACUUUGCUUCAGGAUGAGAACAGAAAUCAUGCUCUGGUGGCAUGGCAGCAGCGGGAGGCCCCAUUAGCUAAAAUGAUGCUUCAGGUUAAGAACAGUUUCAGGUUAAGAACGGACCUCCGGAACGAAUUAAGUACAUAACCAGAGGUACCACUGUAAUAAAAUAAAAUGUGAUCUCAUCCAGGUAACAGUCCUUCCUAACUUAGCCUAGUUACAUUACUGACAUUGUACUUUGACUUGUACUGACUACAUGUGGCAAGAUGCUACAGCAAGCCUUGAGAUUGUGCAUAGUCUAUUCCUGCUCUGUAUGAAAUAUCACCAUUCCUUGUAUUUCCAAUAUUCUGCCAUUGAGUACCAUUGCAUAUGUAGCCAAAGAGCAUGGCCUAAGUACAAAAGGAUCAAUGUUUGCAGAAAUAUAUUUGUUGGGGAGAUAUCCCAAAACAACCUAAUGACGCCUGAGCAAGCUCUGUGGCCAGUAAAUGCUGAUUGUUGAGAUGGAAAUGCAGAAAAUUAGUGGUUGUGGCGGUCAUGGUGUCCGCAAUAUUUGGCUACAGGUCCCACUUAUAUCAUACUAUUUCAGAGCAUUGCUGAACUUUCUGUCAUAUUGCUUCUGUAGACUAACACUGUUGAUUUCCUGGAACAUCAUUUUGUAGUGAUGGUGCCCAGCAAACAGGAGUAUUCUGUGCUUUGCUGAAUCUCUUGGAAAGUGCAGAGACUGAAGGCGUAAUAGAUGUUUUCCAAACCGUGAAAUCUCUCCGUCGAGCCCGGCCAGCAAUGAUUUCCUCCUUUGUAAGUGGAUCAAACUAAGUUGAGUUGUUAUUUGGGAAUAAUACUACAGCUAUCACUGCAGUUCAGCAGGUGGAUUGAGCUUUUCUUUCUUAAUAAUAAUAAUAAUAAUAAUAAUAAUAAUAAAUUAUUUAUAUCCUGCCCUCCCCAGCCGAAGCCAGGCUCAGAGCGGCUUUCUUUAAUCAAUUAAUUAAAAUAUUCAUAUCCUAUUUUUUAAAGUAAACAAUUUAAGGUGGCUAGCAAAACCUGGCUUAAAACAAUAAAAAUAGAAUAAUUAAAUGCGAGUGCAGUGAAAAUGCAGACUGGCUCUGUCGGUUUAAGUAAUUAAGUACUGUGUUUUAAUGUUGAAACCCCAUUUUUUUAAAUGCUAUAGAUCAGGCAUGUCCAACUCCUAAGGGACUGCUAUCUACUGCCACUAUAAAAAAAACCUGGCAGUGAUUUACCCAUUGGAUUGACCAAAGUUGUUGAGCUUUUUGAGCUUGCCUGCUAUAGAUCAAACAAUGCUAGAUUAAUGCAGGGAAAGUUGGUAGUGAGAGCCAAGCUGUCUUUCAAAGAGGCGUAUCUGCCAUUGUUUAAGGUACCCGUGAUAAGCUUCCUAGGAACUUGGGUGCCCUGUAGUUUCAUUUGAUAAAACCCACUGUUUUACACCAGCAGAAUUUGAUGCUAAGAAGCCCAGCAACCACACUUUGCCUGUCUCCCAGCCUUCGUGCCCCUGCUCAGGGAAACCACUUGAGAUAGGAAGAACAGUAUAGGACACCAUUGUGCUGAUAGUCAUUCUGCUUUCUCUUUCCCUUCUUUGAAUUCCUUCCUUUUUAGGAGGAUUAUCAGUUUUUGUACGAUGCUAUUGCCAGCGUGUAUCCAGCCCAGAAUGGACAACUGCAAAAAAACCAAGAACACAAAGUGAAUAUUCCAAAUGAUGUAAAGGAAGACGAAGGGGCUAACUCUGUUACCGUUGAUCUCUGCCUUCCAGUCCAGACAAGUGGGAAUAAUGCGGAAAAGCACGAAGAAUCUAAAGCAAAGGAUGGAUCAAGAGAAGCAGAAAGUUCUUUCAAUGGACCCACAAACCUAAUUUUAACUGAAAUAGCCUAA
Molecule: messenger RNA, 80324 nt
Organism: Podarcis lilfordi (Lilford's wall lizard)
Lineage: Eukaryota; Metazoa; Chordata; Lepidosauria; Squamata; Lacertidae
Source: the annotation of a GenBank genome assembly